AUGAGUCUCUCUGGGGAGAAUGAAGAGGGAAGCACUCCUUCUAGUAUCUGUGAAGAGACUGAAGAAGAAGCCACUGCUUCUGGAAUGAGUUUGUCAGGGAGUGAGGGAGCGUUGUCCCAUAAAAGGAGUUUUCCUGCAGAACAGGACACUGACCGUGAUCUUAAGAGGUAAGAUCAUCAAAUAGGUAAGUGUGAAGGAGCUGAGAGUUUGUUAAAACUAUCGAACAAGCCAGUAUUGUUGUGAUUUGUCUUUAUUUCAUGCAAUAGAUCAAGUGAAUCAGACAUUUUGUUGCAGACAAAUGUACUAGAUCUCUAACCUAUACCUAGCUUUAUGUGCAUUGAGACUGAUAACAAUUAUAAGUACUUAACCAUAAAAAGCGCAGUUAUAAAAAUCAGAAAUGAGUCCAAACUCAUCUAUGUUGGAAAUUCACAACACUGCUUUAAACAGGUUCAAGACAGACCAACCUGUCUCCAUGAAGAGUGAUCAGUCGAUGGGACAUCCUAUUUUCUUCAGGUAGGGAGAAUUGUCCACUGGGCAAAAAUGAGACCAUCAAAUAAAUGCUUUCUCUUGGACUUAUAAAUUAAUAUCUAAAAUUCUUAAAGAAUAUAACUUAUAAAUGCCCCAUGAGCUUUGAACAACUGUCUUACCCAAUCAUAAACCAACAUAUAAACUUGUUUUACUCAGUGGUUUAUAAACAGUGUAAUUGUAUUAGACAAGUAUAGCUUCGAAACAUGGUUAAAGUUAUACUUCCACGGACUGUCAGUCCUAUGAAUUUGAGUGGGUUUACAUUUCCCUAGCAUCGUUUAUUUACCAAAACAAGUGGUGGGGCAGCCAUUUUUUAAAUUAUCUAAUCCCACACUAGCUUCAAGGUUUUAUUUCGGAGUGAAAAUUAUUAAUAAUUUUCUUUUGACAGGGCCAAGACAGACCGACCAGUCUCACCUGCACCUAGUGGUUUCUCCAUGAAGAGUGACCAGUCUAUGGGACAUCCUAUUUUCUUCAAGGGAGAACUAUCCACUCGGCAAAGGUGAAACCUGAGAAAUAACAUGGUGUUUGAUUAUGGCAUUUCCUUUUAUUUACCAUCUUAUGUAUAGAUAAAAACUAUAUAAUGGCGCCGACAGAGAGGGCUGCGUUGCUUCUAGCUCUUAGGAAACUUUGCAGUAUUUAGUUUUUUUAUGUAUUAUUUCUUACGUUAUUAGCCCAGAAAAUGGUUUGUGUUAUUACAUACAGCCGGGAAUAACUAUUGGAUAUCAGAGCGGCGGUAACUCCCCAGCACUACCAGCAUUACGACCAGUAAUACGACUUUCCCGAAGCGGAUCCUUUGUUCGCACCCCCCAGGGCAAUUUAACUGAUUCCAGAGGCCGACCCAAAACAACGCCGGAGGAGAGGUACUCGGAGUGGUCUUCUAUUCCGACUUAGGAGGUGUGCACUCCACCCACCGCCUACAAGUCCUCUGUAGCUCAGCUGGUAGAGCACGGCGCUUGUAACGCCAAGGUAGUGGGUUCGAUCCUCGGGACCACCCAUACACAAAAAUGUAUGCACGCAUGACUGUAAGUCGCUUUGGAUAAAAGCGUCUGCUAAAUGGCAUAUUAUUAUAUGUAAAAGUUUGUGAGUGUUUUAGGUGCCAAAUGGAGUCGUGGUCAGAUUUUCCGAAAGGAGGGCGGGGGAGGGCCUUGUAUGCAUCCCGGAAGUUGGAGAAGCAGUGGUUGAGUGUUUUAACAGCGCAAGUACUACAGUUGAUGUGUCCUUUCUCCAAAUCUGACCAAGUUCCUUGGCGUACACAUCACUGACAAACUGAAAUGGUCCACCCACACAGACAGUGUGGUGAAGAAGGCACAACAGAGCCUCUUCAACCUCAGGAGGCUGAAGAAAUUUGGCUUAUCACCUAAAACCCUCACAAACUUUUACAGUUGCACAAUUGAGAGCAUCCUGUCGGGCUGUAUCACCGCCUGGUACGAUAACUGCACCGCCCGAAACCGCAGGGCUCUCCAGAGGGUGGUGCGGUCUGCCGAACGCAUUACCGGGGGCAAACUACCCGCCCUCCAGGACACCUACAGCACCCGAUGUCACAGGAAGGCCAAAAAAAUUAUCAAGGAUAUCAACCACCCAAGCCACUGCCUGUUCACCCCGCUAUCAUCCAGAAGGCGAAGUCAGUACAGGUGCAUCAAUGCUGGGACCGAGAGACUGAAAUACAGCUUCUAUCUCAAGGCCAUCAGACUGUUAAAUAGCCUUCACUAGCACAUUAGAGGCUGCUGCCUCUAUUAGAAAUCACUGGCCACUUUAAGAAAUGGAACACUAGUCACUUUAAUAAUGUUUACAUAUCUUGCAUUACUCAUCUCAUAUGUAUAUACUGUAUUCUAUACUAUUCUACUGUAUCUUAGUCUAUGCCGCUCUGACAUUGCUCGUCCAUAUAUUUAUUAAUAUAUUCUUAAUUCCAUUGCUUUACUUAGAUUUGUGUGUAUUGGGUAUAUGUUGUGAAAUUGUUAGAUAUUACUUGUUAGAUAUUACUGCGCUGUCGGAGCUUGAAACACAACCAUUUUCACUACACCCGCAAUAACAUCUGCUAUGUGACUAAUACAAUUUGAUUUGAUUUGAUAGACUGAUGUUAUUGCUCUCUGUGGUCAUUUUUACCCAGCAGUAUCUCUGAGAAGAAUGACCAGUCAAUGGAUCGCCAACCCAGAGUCCUUACUGAUGACAAAGUGUGAGUGAUCGCAGUUUGCACUGCAUCCUACCUAUUUUCUAUUCGUUUUAUUCACUAGCCAUGUGUCUGACGACAUCUAGUACCUUUACUCUGUGAAGUUCCAGAUAAUAGCCACCAAUUCAUCAUUCAGGAUGUCUAAUUCAGCUUGUUAAAGGAUUUGAACUGUCUAAAGGACACCGUCAUUGACUCUGACAUUAUACUAGAAAUGUAAAUAAAGUAGUAUGAUGACUAUAAUAGUGAGACUGUACCCAAGGUUUAGUGUAACUAUCAGGAGAUGCAGAGAGCAUUGUCUCCCAGGAAAACCACCACAUUUGGUGCUUUAAUCUUCACUUAGCCUAGCUUACUGUAGGAUGUCAAACCCUGUACUGUUUUCAUUCAUCAUUGAUCACAUCCAUAUUGAUGUUUUUGUACCCAAAUAAAUGUAAUUCAAUUCAACAAGGAACAUCUUUCUUUUCCACAAAUAGGUACCAAACUGGUUCCACUAAGACAGAAGUCCAGGGUAAAAUGAAAUCCUAUUUGAAGAAUAGGACAUAUUCUUUAUUUGAGGGCAUUGAAGAUCAAGGAACAAUGACACCUCUUAACAACAUCUACACAGAGCUCUACAUCACACAAGGCGGAAGUGGAGAGGUCAAUAAUGAACAUGAGGUGAGACAGAUUGAGACAGCAUGCAGGUUUCCAGUAGAACAAGAGACAUCAAUCCAACUCAAUGACAUCUUCAAACCCUUACCUGGACAAGACAAGCCUAUCGGAACAGUGCUGACAAAGGGAGUUGCUGGCAUCGGAAAAACAGUGUCUGUGCUGAAGUUCAUGUUGGACUGGGCUGAAGGAAAAGCAAACCAAGACAUCCAGAUCAUCUUUCCACUUCCUUUUCGGGAUCUGAACUUGAUGAAAGAUAAAAAUCAAAGUCUGAUAGAACUAAUUCAUCACUCCUGUUUAGAAACAAAAGAAUCAGGAAUCUCAGAAAACAAAAAUGUUGUGUUUGUUUUUGAUGGUCUGGAUGAAUGUCGCCUUCCUCUGGACUUCCAGAAUAAUAAGAUCUGCUGUGAUGUCACAGAGUCAACUUCAGUGGAUGUGUUGCUGACAAACCUCAUCAAAGGGAAUCUGCUUCCCUCUGCUCAAAUUUGGAUAACCACCCGACCUGCAGCAGCCAGUCAGAUCCCUCCUGAGUGUGUUGACCAGGUGACAGAGGUACGAGGGUUCAAUGACCCACAGAAGGAGGAAUACUUCAGGAAGAGAAUUGCUGAGGAGGACCUGGCCAGCAGAAUCAUCUCACACAUAAAGACAUCAAGGAGCCUCCACAUCAUGUGCCAUAUUCCAGUGUUCUGUUGGAUUUCAGCCACUGUCCUAGAGAGACUAUUGGUUGAAGCAGAGAGUCAAGAGAUCCCCAAGAAUCUGACUCAAAUGUACGCUCACCUCGUGAUUUUCCAGUCAAAACUGAGGAGUCAGAAGUAUCCUGUAGAGCAUGCCAACGAUUCUCAUUGGGAUAAAGAGAUGAUUCUGGCACUGGGAAAACUGGCUUUUCAACAGCUACAAAAAGGCCAUCUGAUAUUCUAUGAGGAAGACCUGAGAGAGUGUGGCAUUGAUAUCAAGGACGCGUCGGUGUACUCUGGAGUGUGCACUCAGAUCUUCAGAGAAGAGUCUGGGCUUAACCAGAUAAAGGUGUACUGCUUUGUACAUCUGAGUAUCCAGGAGUUUCUUGCUGCACUGUAUGUGUUCCUCGUGUUCACAAACGACAACAACAAUCUGAUGGCUAAAGAGAAAUCCCUCCGCAAUAAAAACAGUCUAUAUGAAGAUGCAGUGGACAAGGCCUUGCAGUGUAGAAAUGGCCAUCUGGACCUUUUCCUCCGCUUUCUUCUAGGCCUUUCACUGCAGUCCAAUCAGCAUCUUCUACAAGACCUACUUACACAGACAGGAAGCGGCUCACAGAGCAACAAGGAAACAGUCAGGUACAUCAAGGAGAGGAUCAGGAACAACCUCCGUCUGGAGAGGUGCAUCAAUCUGUUCCACUGUCUGAAUGAGAUGAAUGACCAAUCUCUAGUGGAGGAAAUCCAAAGCUACCUGAGCUCAGGAAGUCUCUCAAAAUCUAAACUCUCAUCUGGACAGUGGUCAGCUCUGGUCUUCAUGUUGCUGACCUCAGAGAAGCUGGAUGUGUUUGACCUGAAGAAAUACAUCAGAUCAGAUGCGGCUCUUCUCAAACUUCUCCCAGUUGUCAGAUCCUCUAGAACAGCCCUGUAAGUGCUUAGUCAAAUUACAUUGCAGACAGCAUGCUAAUGUAACAUAAUAAUGAACAUCAGUUUUAAUUACUAGUUAGGCUUACAACCCAAGCCCAAAGGGGGGAUUUAUUUGUGGGCACCUGGGUAUUUUGAGAUGCGGCUUUUCUUUCCACAGGCUGAACGAAUGUAAACUCACCAAGAAAAGCUGUGAGGCACUGGCUUCUGUUCUCAAGUCAAACUCAUGCUGUCUGAUAGUGCUGGACCUGAGUGGCAAUACACUUCAGGAUUCAGGAGUGAAGCUGCUCUCUGCUGGACUGGAGGAUCCACACUGUAAACUGGAGACAUUGAAGUGAGUGACUUGUAAAUAUAAAGAUGUACAUUCUUCAUGUUGUAAAUGUAGUUAUGGAUUUGUGUGGAUUACUUAGCUGCAUCAUCACUGUAAACUGGAGAAACUGAGGUGUGUGACUGUCAAAUGUUAUUAUUAAGAUGUAAAAGAUAACUUAAUGUUGUCUAUAGCUAGGUUUCCGUCCAAUUUAGCGACAGAUGUUCAUGUGAAUAUUCUAAAAUCUGUAUACAUAAAAUAUGCAAAUGUUCCCAUUAAAUGUACUUGUUGCAGAUAAAAAGCUGUGCGUGAUGGUUUCCAUGGCAUUUUCAACUCUGCUGAUGGUUUUGUCACUACAAAUGUUGCUUUAUAUAGUGAAUGUAGCCACUCAGGUAUUGGCACUUGUGCUCUAGCCAGCAGCUGGCAGAUACAGUGCGGGAUAUAGCCUAUAUGCUGAGAUUAUUAUGGACAAAAGAGAGACAGCAGCUAAGCAUCGAUCAUCAUGUCACCAGAAUAAGACCCUCGAUAUUUAUUGGAAAGGAGCAUCAAGCUCAUCACCUUGUGAAGUUCAUAACUUAUUUCAUCUGUAGCCUAAUAAACUGCAUGCUUUCCCGAGUCGUAGUGGGAGGACCACACAAAAUGUGACUCCAAAUGUACUUCGGUAUGAUCGUUAUUAUAUCAAUAUUUGCUGAUAAACGCGUUUCCACCGCAAUUUCUCGCAUAAUACAUUUUACAGACACAAAAAGAUCCCACCUUGUCUAGCGUAUUUUGUUUAGUCGACAUUUGGAAAGGUAACCGACAAAGUUGCUGUUUCCAUCAGGCCGGUCGUGACAUUGAAUCCAAGGCAGUGCACUGGACAGCUGACAAUGCUACUUUCAAAGGUAAUUUAUGCUUGAGUCGAGAUGCGCUACAUUUAGAUUGAAUGCGAUUUCCACAGACAUUGGGAAAUGUUGUCAGCAUUGUCGGCAUUCCAGUGCGCUGCUCUAUAACUUGGAUUAAAUUCCAUCCUUGGUCUCUGACAUCAUAAUUGAAGACAAUUUGUCCGUUUUUAUCAUUGAUUGUAUCAUUGUCUUUAGAUGCAAAACUGACAUUUUCUGGAAUAUUUGAUAUUGUGGAACUUCUCUCCCUCACUUUCCACAGGCUGGCAGGCUGGAACAUCACAGAGGAAGGCUGUGCUUCUCUUCUUUCAGCUCUGAGGUCAAACCCCUCCCACCUGAAGGAGCUGGACCUGAGAGGAAAUACUCCAGGAGACUCUGGAGUAAAGCUGCUCUCUUCUGUACGAGAGGAUCCCCUCUAUACACUGGAGACACUGCGGUGAAUUUUACUGAUCAGUUUCAUGAGCACACUGAUAUAGUGAUCAAUAAGCCAUUGUAAACAUCCAGACACCCGGGUCAUAUUCAUUUGUGCAAACUGUAGCAAAACAUUUUGCAACACAUGCUAGUUUCUUAUUGGACAGGUAGUCCAUUAAGUUCAGGUAGUCCCUGCCUGUUUUGUUCCGUGUUCUUCUCUUUGAUGCCUAGUGAAUACGACCCCUAUUUAUCUAUGCUGCUGUAUGAGGACUUAGAUCUACUUCUUCUUUCUUUCCCAGGUUAAAUGACUGAAAGCUCACUGAGAUUCAGUGAAGGAAUGGCCUCAGCUCCAAGUCCUUGGUUGUGGGAGUGCGCUGCUUCGAAUCAAUGAUGAUAGCUCCUUGAAUCUCUCAAUCAAUCAGAGAGCCCCGGCGAAGUGGUGCCUGGAAAAUAACCUCUCCCUCAACAUCAACAAACGCAUCACCUAGAUGCCCUCCAGGACAUCUACAGCACCUGGUGUCACAGGAAGGCAAAGAAGAUCCGGUGUCACAGGAAGGCCAAGAAGAUCCGGUGUCACAGGAAGGCCAAGAAGAUCCGGUGUCACAGGAAGGCCAAGAAGAUCCGGUGUCACAGGAAGGCCAAGAAGAUCCGGUGUCACAGGAAGGCCAAGAAGAUCCGGUGUCACAGGAAGGCCAAGAAGAUCAUCAAGGAUGUCAGCCACCCGAUCAGCCACCCGAUCCACGGCCUGUUCACCUCGCUACCAUGUAGAAGGCAGAGACAGUACAGGAGCAUCAAAGCUGGGACCGAGAUACUGAGAAACAGCUUCUAUCUCCAGGCCAUCAGACUGUUAAAUGGGUGGCAGGGGCUGGUGGUUGGAUAAAUGGGAUGAGAGGUUGAGGCCCACUUUUUUGUUUUCCUGUUUGAAUCAAAUUAAAUAAAAUUUUAUUUGUCACAUACACGUGUUUAGCAGAUGUUAUAGCGGGUGUGUUGAAAUGCUUGUGAUUGUAGCUCCGACAGUGCAGUAAUAUCUAACAAGUAAUAUCUAACAAUUUCACAACAUAUACCUAAAACACACAAAACUAGUAAGGAAUGGGAUUUAAGAAUAUAUACGUAUAUGGACAAGCAAUGACAGAGCGGCAUGGACUAAGAUACAGUAGAAUAUUAUAGAAUAGAAUGCAGUAUAUACAGUGAGGGAAAAAAGUAUUUGAUCCCCUGCUGAUUUUGUACGUUUGCCCACUGACAAAGAAAUGAUCAGUCUAUAAUUUUAUUUUAUUUUAUUACUUUUAUUUUUUUUAAAUUUUUGUAUAUCUAUUUUUUCAUUGUUUAAAAAAAAAAAAAAUUUCGGGGGGGAAUGGAUCAGCUUAAUAUUGCAGAUAGAUUGUAUCUUCUAUCAAUGUAAUUGUCUGCAUCACUUCCAAUCCCCCAUGUUUUUUUUAUUUUAUAUAUAUAUACUCCCCUUUAUUACUUUUCAACCCCACCAUCCUUUCCCUACUUGGAGUAAAUUAGUGAACAACAAUGCCCAGGCCUCUACUUCCGGUCUAUACUUACUAUCUACACCUUAUGGACAGAGUUAAUUUUACAAUAAUUCUAUUAUAUAUAUAUAUAUAUAUAUAUUAUUUUUUAUUAUUUUUUGCUCCUGAACUUCUACUCUCAACCUCUCCGAUCAUUUUCAUGGUGUCCAUCCGGUUUGCUUCUAUAUGGCAUAUCUUUCUAACUGUGCUCCUUCCCAAAAGCUCCCAACAUACAACCUAUAUACUUAUUAUGGACAGUAUGCUUACAUUAUUAGCUAUCUUUGUUAUUAUUUGUUGUUAUUUGUUAUUAGUCCCAUCCUUCAACUCUAUUCAAUACCUCCCAUCUAUCUCUUAACACCAUCCAUAUAGGAUUUCUAUUUGCCAUAUAUAUUUCAACCGUACUGUGAUGUUUUACAAAAAUUCUGAACCUUUCUAUUCUCAUUGCUUCUACAGAUUGUGAAUUAAAAAUAAACAUUUUUGCUAAAAGUAUUAUUAUAUUAUUGAUUGAUUAUGACUUUUCAGAUCACCCAGUAAUGCUAUCUGCAAGGUUAGUUCCAGGUAAAUAUUGCAAUCCUUUAGCCAUUCCUGGACCUGUGUCCAAAAACAAGCUACAAAUGGACAGAACCAAAACAAAUGAUCUAAUGAUUCUGUCUCUUCACAGCAAAACCUGCAGAGCUGGGAAGAUUGUAUCCCCCAUAUAAAUAACAUUCUAUUGGUAGCAAGAAUUUUAUAUAAUAAUUUAAAUUGAAAGAUUCUAAUUUUUGAAUCCGGUGUCGUUUUGCGUGUCAGUUCAUAAACACUAUGCCAUGGGAUCGGUACGUCAAAGAUCUCUUCCCAACUAUUUUGCAAUCUAUAUGGGACGGCUGUCAAUCCUUUGGUCCUUAAGUGAAACUGAUAUACUUUUUUAUUUAUCACAGUUUUCCUUAACCAAUUAUGUUCUUUAAUGUAAGGCCGACAGACAAGUUCCUUACUUUCUCCCCCUUCCACUUUCCUCUUCCACAUUUGCGGUAAGGCUGCAAUUAUUUGGUUGUAAUUUUGGGUAGAGCAGACAUUUCCAUAUGUUUUUGUUAGCUGCAUGUGUGACAUAACUCCACCAGUCCUACCGAUGAUAUAAUUUACGAAGAUUAUACCUUUUUUAAACAUUCUGUCAAAAAAUACAGUCUUUUUGUCAAUUAGUAUAUUUGAAUUUAACCACAAUAUUUGUUGCAUUAUUUGUUCUGUCGUUUCUGGAGGAUUAAAUUGAAAUUGCAACCAACUUUCUAUGGCUUGUUUUAGAAAUAGUGACAUUUGGGAGAUUAUUUCCUUUUCAAAUAACUGAAAGUGAGAGGUUGUAAUCUGAAUAAAGGGAAAAAGGCCUUUCUUGAACAUUGGGUGAGACAAUCUUACUAAUUUGCUUGAGAACCAGUUCGGAUUUAAGUAUAACUUUUGUAUGACUGAAGCUUUUAUUGAUAGGUCUAAUGCUUUAAUAUUAAAUAAUUUCUGUCCUCCGAAUUCAUAUUCAUUAUAUAAAUAUGCUCUUUUAAUUUUGUCUGGCUUGCCGUUCCAAAUAAAAUUGAAUAUUUUUUUCUCAUAUAAUUUAAAAAACUGUUCGCUAGGCGUAGGCAAGACCAUAAGCAAAUAGGUAAACUGGGAUAAUACUAAAGAGUUAAUCAGGGUGAUUUUUCCACAAAUUGACAGGUAUUUUCCUUUCCAUGGUAGUAAGAUCUUAUCUAUUUUUGCUAACUUUCUAUUAAAAUGUAUUGAAGUGAGAUCAUUUAUUUCCUUUGGGAUAUGUAUUCCGAGUAUAUCCACAUCACCAUCAGACCAUUUUAUUGGUAAACUACAUGGUAAUGUAAAAUUUUUAUUUUUUAGUGAUCCAAUACGUAAUAUAGUACAUUUGUCAUAAUUUGGUUGUAAUCCAGAGAGGUUAGAAAAUGCAUCUAGAUCCUCUAUGAGGCUGUUGAGGGAUUCUAGUUGUGGAUUUAAAAGAAAACAUGAAUCAUCAGCGUACAAUGACACCUUUGUUUUUAAGCCCUGUAUUUCUAAUCCUCUGAUAUUAUUAUUGGAUCUGAUUUUAAUAGCUAACAUCUCGAUGGCCACAAUAAAUAGAUAUGCCGAUAGUGGACAUCCUUGUUUCACUCCUCUUGACAGUUUAAAACUUUCUGAGAAAUAGCCAUUAUUUACUAUUUUACACCUAGGGUUACUAUACAUGAUUUUGACCCAUUUUAUAAGAGAUUCUCCAAAAUUGAAAUGCUCCAGGCAUUUAUAUAUAAACCCCAGUCGAACUUUAUCAAAUGCCUUUUCGAAGUCUGCUAUGAAUAGCAGGCCUGGUUUCCCAUAUUUUCCAUAGUGUUCUAUUGUUUCCAAUACUUGCCUUAUAUUAUCUCCAAUGUAUCUUCCAUGUAAAAAACCUGUCUGAUUAGAAUGAAUAAUAUCCGACAAUACCUUUUUAAUUCUAUGCGCUAUACAUUUUGCUAGGAUUUUUGCAUCACAACACUGAAGUGUAAGGGGCCUCCAAUUUUGUAAAUGGACUGGAUCUUUAUAUUUUCCACUUGUAUCCUGUUUCAGUAAUAAUGAGAUCAGACCUUCUUCUUGAGUGUCAGAUAAUCUACCAUAUACAUAGGAGUGGUUAAAACAUGCUAAUAACGGUCCGCUUAGUAUAUCAAAAAAGGUUUGGUAUACCUCGACUGGUAUGCCAUCCAACCCUGGAGUUUUCCCGGACUUAAAGUCUUUAAUUGCAUCCAGAAGUUCCUCCUCUGUAAUUUCACCUUCACAUGAGUCUUUCUGUGUGGCUGUUAAUUUGACAUUAUCAGUAGAAAAAAAAUCUCUACAAUUAGCUUCAGUUAGAGGAGAUGGAGGCGACUGAAAAGAAAACAUAUGCUUAAAGUACUUUGUUUCUUCCUUCAAAAUAUCAUUUGGUGAAUUAUGGGUGACUCCGUCAAUUGUAACCAGUUUCAUUAAGUUCUUUUUGGUAGCAUUCCUAUGUUGAAGAUUAAAAAAUAAUUUUGUGAAUUUUUCCCCAUAUUCCAUCCAGUUUGCUUUAUUUUUAUAAUAUACUACACUUGAUCUUUCUUGAAUAAGUUUCUCCAUUUCUUUUUGUUUUUCCUCUAAUUUAUUCUGAGCCUCUAUGUUACAGUUUUUAUUGCCAUCUAUCUGUUCUGUUAGAUUUUCUAUUUCCUUUCUUAGUAUAAACUCUUUUGACCUAAAUUGCUUUUGUUUUUGAGAUGAGUACUGAAUUGCAUGGCCUCUAAAGGCACAUUUAAAGGUGUCCCAUACAAUAAGGGGAUUCGCUGUACCUAUGUUAUGUUGGAAAAAGUCAGUUAUAAAUUCCUUUGUUCUAAUUAUGAAUAAAUUAUCAUCCAAUAGGCUUUGAUUAAAUUUCCAAUAUCCUCGCCCACGUGGAAAUUCAGUAAGAGUAAUGUAUAUGCCUAUUAUAUGAUGGUCCGACCGCAUUCUGUCCCCUAUCAACACUUUUUUUUACUUUUGGUGCCAACGAGAAUGAGAUAAGAAAGAAGUCAAGACGACUAGCUUGAUUCAGUCUCCGCCAUGUAUAUCUCACUAGAUCAGUAUAUUUAAGCCUCCAUAUAUCUACUAGUUCUAAUUUAUCCAUGACAUUCACAAUUUCCUUAAGAGCAUGUGGGUGAUUGUUUGUGGUGUGAUUUCCUUUACGGUCCAUUGAGCUAUUUAAAACAGUAUUAUAAUCCCCCACCAUAAUAAUAUUGUCUUGAGUUGCUUGCAGGCUUGAUAAUUUAUUAUACAGUGGGGAAAAAAAGUAUUUAGUCAGCCACCAAUUGUGCAAGUUCUCCCACUUAAAAAGAUGAGAGAGGCCUGUACUUUUAAUCAUAGGUACACGUCAACUAUGACAGACAAAUUGAGGAAAAAAAAUCCAGAAAAUCACAUUGUAGGAUUUUUAAUGAAUUUAUUUGCAAAUUAUGGUGGAAAAUAAGUAUUUGGUCACCUACAAACAAGCAAGAUUUCUGGCUCUCACAGACCUGUAACUUCUUCUUUAAGAGGCUCCUCUGUCGUCCACUCGUUACAUGUAUUAAUGGCACCUGUUUGAACAUGUUAUCAGUAUAAAAGACACCUGUCCACAACCUCAAACAGUCACACUCCAAACUCCACUAUGGCCAAGACCAAAUAGCUGUCAAAGGACACCAGAAACACAAUUGUAGACCUGCACCAGGCUGGGAAGACUGAAUCUGCAAUAGGUAAGCAGCUUGGUUUGAAGAAAUCCACUGUGGGAGCAAUUAUUAGGAAAUGGAAGACAUACAAGACCACUGUUAAUCUCCCUCGAUCUGGGGCUCCACGCAAGAUCUCACCCCGUGGGGUCAAAAUGAUCACAAGAACGGUGAGCAAAAAUCCCAGAACCACACGGGGGGACCUAGUGAAUGACCUGCAGAGAGCUGGGACCAAAGUAACAAAGCCUACCAUCAGUAACACACUAUGCCGCCAGGGACUCAAAUCCUGCAGUGCAAGACGUGUCCACCUGCUUAAGCCAGUACAUGUCCACGCCCAUCUGAAGUUUGCUAGAGUGUAUUUGGAUGAUCCAGAAGAGGAUUGGGAGAAUGUCAAAUGGUCAGAUGAAACCAAAAUAGAUAUUUUUGGUAAAAACUCAACUCGUCGUGUUUGGAGGACAAAGAAUGCUGAGUUGCAUCCAAAGAACACCAUACCUACUGGGAAGCAUGGGGGUGGAAACAUCAUGCUUUGGGGCUGUUUUUCUACAAAGGGACCAGGACGACUGAUCCGUGUAAAGGAAAGAAUGAAAGGGGCCAUGUAUCGUGAGAUUUUGAGUGAAAACCUCCUUCCAUCAGCAAGGGCAGUGAAGAUGAAACGUGGCUGGGUCUUUCAGCAUGACAAUGAUCCCAAACACACCGCCCGGGCAACGAAGGAGUGGCUUCGUAAGAAGCAUUUCAAGGUCCUGGAGUGGCCUAGCCAGUCUCCAGAUCUCAACCCCAUAGAAAAUCUUUGGAGGGAGUUGAAAGUCCGUGUUGCCCAGCGACAGCCCCAAAACAUCACUGCUCUAGAGGAGAUCUGCAUGGAGGAAUUGGCCAAAAUACCAGCAACAGUGUGUGAAAACCUUGUGAAGACUUACAGAAAACAUUUGACCUGUGUCAUUGCCAACAAAGGGUAUAUAACAAAGUAUUGAGAAACUUUUGUUAUUGACCAAAUACUUAUUUUCCACCAUAAUUUGCAAAUAAAUUCAUUAAAAAUCCUACAAUGUGAUUUUCUGGAUUUUUUUUUCCUCAUUUUGUCUGUCAUAGUUGACGUGUACCUAUGAUGAAAAUUACAGGCCUCUCUCAUCUUUUUAAGUGGGAGAACUUGCACAAUUGGUGGCUGACUAAAUACUUUUUUUCCCCACUGUAUAUAUUGUCAAAGAAUUGUGGAUCAUCAUUAUUUGGUCCGUAAAGGUUAAUGAGCCAUAUCUGUUUAUGGUCCAAUAACAUAUUUAAAAUAAUCCAUCUACCUUGCGUAUCUAUUUGGACAAUUUGUACAUUCGGAUCGAAAUUACUAUUAAUUAAUAUCAUCACCCCUUUUGAAUUUCUUUGCCCAUGGGAGAAGUAUAUUUCCCCCCCCCCCCCCCCAUUCUUUUUUCCACGCUACUUCAUCUCGAAUUGUUGAAUGAGUUUCCUGUAUACAAUAGAUAUUAUAUUCCUUCUCUUUGAGCCAUGUAAAUAUUGUUCUUCUUUUGUUAUUAUCAGCUAAGCCAUUACAAUUAUAACUGGCUAUACUUAUUUCACCAUACACCAUAACGAGAUACAAGUUUCAAGUCUAUUUAUCAUUAUAUAUGUUUGUAAAUUUACCAAUAAAAAAUAGCGUAAUGAUUGAGUGUCCAUAUAGCUGUACCAUGAUAUUUGCAUUGCUACGGAGUAACCCUUCAAUUGUUCUCCACUAAUUCCCCCGCUAAAGCCCCUCCCCAUCCCAAGUUGAGCCGUCAUCCCAGUGAUCAGCAUCCCACCCACGUCCCUCCGCAUCCCUAAGGCCCCGAGAGGCCAGGACCCAUCCAUCGAAAACAGCACACAGUGGCACCCACAAAACAGAAGCAGAUUCACCGCCAAAAGCAUUUCCAAUGCUUUCACCUCUAUAUAUAUAUAUUUUUUUAUUUUUUAUUUAUUUAUUUAUUAUGCAUAUCCUAUAUUCCAUCAUUAUCAAUUAAUAUGCGUAAUAAUGUCGGCAGUUCACGCGUAGGAUUCCAACAUAUAACCCGGAUUGCCAUUGUAUUACACUUAAUUCAUUGACAAGCAAUUAUUAUCCUAGCAAAUAAUCCCCGCGGUCCAUCCCAUACCCUCCCCCCCAACAUCCCCACCCCCCCCACAACAGAUGCCAGACAAGCACACACGCACAUACUCACAUACUCCAACACACUCAACCCCCCUCCUCCACAAUCCACCAUAAAAUCAGAUACUCAACAGCUGUUAUAUCCCAGAGCCCAACUCGAGAAAUAACUUGAUUUACGAGUGCACAUACAGUUAAAGCUGAUUGAGAAAGCAUGCAGAUUGAGCAGAAAUUGAUAACAAUGUCAGAUUUGAUUAAUCUACUUAAUCUAUGUCAAGUCCUAGGUGAUGGAGAUCAGAUCCACUCUCUUCACCUGAGACACAAACACUCUGAUCCCCUGUUGUAACCAUUUUCCCAAGCAUCUCCAUGCGGUCAGACCUUUGAUUAUUUUGUGCCACCUGGGCCACAAUGAUAAACCCCCUCUCUGAUUGUCCGAGUGUGACCCCCUCCCCAUGGGUUACUGCAGCCAGUGUUGCCAGCACUGCCACUACCUGGGUGGGCGUACCCCACCGGAAUCCCCACCGGCUAGGUAAAAAGGCCGUAAAGGUUCUCAUUAGCAGCUUUGAGAAUUUCCUUGUAUAUUAUGCUCUCCCAUCAGGGGGCUCUGGCUUUGUAGGACCAACCCUGCCAGGCAGGCUCAGAAUCUUGAGGGGGCGGUGCUGCUCAAGUAGGUCUCUGACCGCAUUUAUUUCUCUGUUUAGGCUGCAUAUUCACAGCAGGUCCAUAAAAGAGAUGGGAACUUCUCUUUGGUGUAUGGGUCGCUCAGUUGGGUGUCCAGGUUAUAGGGUUAGGGAUCUUUCCAUCAUGAUAGGACAAUGAAAAAUUAGAUUAGAUGUAUAUUAUAUUUAAAAAUGUAUAUCCCUCAUCUACACAAAAUUGAAAGCUCUCUCUCUCACUACCCCUGCUCAUAGACCCCCGGUCGGCUCUGGGAUAUGCAACCAUUUCCCCUCUCACUCACUUAACGCUGCACCUUUUCAAACACAAAAAUGCACACCACAUGGUUGACUGCGGAAGAAAUGGGCCGAGCAUGCUAACGCACCCGCAUCCACAUCUGCCUCAAGGGGGAAAGGACGCCAGAGAGAACACAGGACCAACCACAACAACCAUCCGCCAAAACAACAACCUCCCGCCAAAAAAGCCAUGUUCUAAUUAUUUGUAUUAUAAGAUGUAUUAUUCUGCUUGUUAUAUCGUUUUAUCCUUUUAUAAAAUACUAUACUUACUAUAAAUGUUAUUUAAUAUUACAAUCCCUAUCAUUGCUAGUAUCAGGUGCUCCAAUAUUUGACUCCUCUAUUACAACUUUUAGAAUAGCCAUGGAGUAGUCUUUGUGUCUCUGAACAUUUGGUUGUCAAUAUAUAAUUUAUCCACCACUAGUGCAACACGUUUCCCUUUUAAUCUGUUUUCCUUGAAGAUUGGAUACAGAACUUUGCGCCUUUCUACAAUCUCCCUCGGGAACUGAUCAUUCAUGCCUAUUUUCGUGCCAGCAAGUCUUUUUCCUAGGCUUUUCACCAUAGCUUUAUCCUUAAAAAAAGCUAAUUUGGCAACGAUUGGGCGCUCAUAUUUCUGUCCUCUUUUUCCGAAACGAUGUACAUGUUCGAGUUGGAUUUUAUCGACAGCCUCGAGUGGGAUUUGUAGCGCUGUAUGCAGGGGCGGUGUGUUCAAUAGGGCGAUAUGGGCGACGCACUGCCAAAUGGGAAAAGGAAGGGAUUUUUUUUCUAAUCAAUUAUAUCACGGCAACAGUAGUUAUCAGUGUUGUAAUCUAGACGUCUGAUCUGCCACUAAAUGUCCAAUCAGGCUAAAGUCGUGCUUCAAAUGCCCCCCCCCCCCCCCCCCCCCUUUUGGGGAGAUUUCAGUCAGGUUGAAAAUCGCCCAGAAGUCUCUCAUAGACUCCCAUGUAAAAUCAUUUUUUUUCAAAUAUCAGAGCUUUCAAUACAAUCUCUAUGGGUUUCUGAGGGCUUGCACUUACGCGCUUUCGUCAUACGUAACAUAACCAUGAACGUAACUAAGAAUAGAGCGGGUAGCAGCGUCAAUCAAUUCACGUAAAUAAGUUACUUUUUGUCGGCGAACAAAUCAAGAUAAAUUGGCAACGAAACAAUUAGGACCUCCCAGACCAAAUGUAAUAAUUCAACAGGUUUCUACUAAAGGCGGAAAGUCCUACACCCGAGGAUUUUCCAAAAAUUAGUACGAACGAAAAACCUGGCUAGCAGGCUGCGAUGUAGCUAAUGCAGUCUUCUGCUACCCCCUGCUUACUCUUUCACCCUGAAGGCGGCACGGCAGACAGCACCGCUUGGACAGCGACUGGUGUGUAACGGACAUGCACCAUCUUUCAGGAAAGAUUAAGAAACAUGAGCUGUCAAAGACCCACAUGGAUAGCUGUUUGAGAUUGUCUGCUUUGGGGAGUGAACAUUGCCACUCAACUGGAUGAGGGAUACAGGCUAGCUGUCCGCCGCCACAACGAUGAGGUUAGUGUUGAUAAUCACAAGUUUACUGGAGAACUGAGACCAAGUAGAGACUUUGGACAGGGUGGAUAUGGUAUAAUAAAGGCAGUUUAUUCAGAGGUAAAGAUAUCUGGAAUCGCGUGCACGGACCUGUUCGUUAUCUGAAGACAAUGUUUCAUUGUGUGCAGACAUUUUAUGCAAUAAAUGAAGUAGGUUGAAUCUAGUAGUUCUGAUCUUCUGAUUGGUCCUGAUGAGUUGGGCGAGGUCACCUCCAGGCUAGUGUCACUGUUGCAUUGGCUCUGAGUCGGGUUCUCUGUCUUCAAAUGUUCAGCCUAAGAGAGGGGAUUUUUGUGUGUGUGUGUGUGUGUGUGUGUGUGUGUUUAACAGUGAUGAUGUGUGUGUGUGUGUGUGUGUGUGUUUAACAGUGAUGAUAUGUGUGUGUGUGUGUUUGUGUGUGUGUCCUCAGAGCAAGAACUCGUGAGUUGGAAGAACUGAGAGGCCUAUGGCGUGGGUGUUGUCCUUGGCCACCUGCUGACAAGGCUGACAAGAUAGGACCCUUUUGUCCAUUGUUAUUGGAUAGGAACAUAACUUAUAACCAGCUCCUGACCUAAAUAGAUCUUAGCACAACAUUUUACUCAACAUAUCAUAUUCCAUAUUCACUAUAACAAAUAUAUUUACUACGACAUUAGCAAGAACCGCCACAUCCUCAGCCGGCUAAUCCAGUGUGUGAAGUUUUGCGGAGUGUUUGAGUUAGCUUUGCGAGGCAAAGAUGAAACUGAGGGCUCCACCAACCCUGGUAAGCCAACACUUUUGAGAUCAGUCAAUAAAUGCUUCUGGUAUUGACUUAUAUGCUGCCCCUGUCUUCAUGUUGUUGCUGGACAUAUCUUUUUUAAAAUGUGUGUAGGUCACCUAAAUCAUCAGAAAAAUUGCCCCCCCUGAGAAUUUUUUCAGGAGCCGCCACUGGCUGUAUGCAGGAAGUCCUUCAUAAUAUUCUCUGUUAUUUCUCCCUCCUUUUCCUGAAUACCCGUAAGUACUAGAUUUUCCCUCAUCGAUCUAGUUUGGAUGUCUAGUAAGGCUUCUCUCAGAAGAUUGUUCUCCUUUUUUAGUUCCCUAACGUCCGUUUCCAUUUUAGAGACUGUCACUUUUAAUUCGUUGGUUUCUUUCUCCAUUACCAAAGCUUUUUCGUCACUCAUUUGAAGACUCGCUUUCAACUCUUUUACGUCUUUACUGACCAAUUCUAAUAUGCCCAAUUUGUCAUUUAUCGACUUCAACAGGUCGCUUUCCACACUUACCAUACCCAGUGGUGAAAAGCAUAUAUCAUCUGUAUCAGUCGAUGAGUCGCGUUUCCUUUUGGUGAUCGGCUCUCCACGCUUGUCUUCAGUCAUGUUUUGGUGUUGCGUGUUGUAAUAUUUGUCGAUAUAUUUCUCUAGCCUUAUGAUCUGUUUUGUGUUAUUAUCCAGAUUGAAUUAUAUUAACUGCGAAUAUAUGAAAUGCUAAUAUUUAGUCUAACUUACUGAUUUUGAAUAUUAUGUUUUUAUCUUGAGGUGUUUUGUACCGAUUUCAAUUCAAUACGCCAUCUUGUCUACGCGUGCCCCCUAGUCUAUAAUUUUAAUGGUAGGUUUAUUUGAACAGUGAGAGAUAGAAUAACAACAAACAAAUCCAGAAAAACGCAUGUCAAAAAUGUUAAUGAGGGAAAUAAGUAUUUGACCCCUCUGCAAAACAUGACUUAGUACUUGGUGGCAAAACCCUUGUUGGCAAUCACAGAGGUCAGACGUUUCUUGUAGUUGGCCACCAGGUUUGCACACAUCUCAGGAGGGACUUUGUCCCACUCCUCUUUGCAGAUCUUCUCCAAGUCAUUAAGGUUUCGAGGCUGACGUUUGGCAACUCGAACCUUCAGCUCCCUCCACAGAUUUUCUAUGGGAUUAAGGUCUGGAGACUGGCUAUAUGUCAUAAUGAAUAUAUGUCAUAAUGAAUAGGUUUACCUGUGUGCAUUCAAGGCCUUUAAGGUGUUCUCUGCUGGUCCAACUAAAAUGUAUUUGACAUGGAACACAAACAUUUACCUACUAUACCAUAUUUGAACAGUUUAUGUCCUUCCUACUAACUGCUGUAUGUCUUACCUUUUUAUUUCAGUGUAGUAUAGGCCUCUGUAGUCUUUGUGCUCUACUAUUGACUACUUAUUGCUUGGAUUCUUUUUAAAUUGUAGCACCUUGGUUUUUAAAACAUGUAGCAUUUCUUACAUUUUAUGUAACCCUGUGUGUUAAUGUAUGGUAAGCUAUUUCAUAUUCCUUAAAUAAAUGAAGUAAAGCUGUUAUUCCUAUUGACGUGUGACAUUGUGUCCAUCUGUUAUUAAUUGAAUGACUUGUUUUCCACAGCUAUGAAUGUUCAUACUCACAUAUAGGCCUAACUGUGUGAACUCAAUGGCUUUAAAGGGGGCAAUCGGCAGUUUAAACCAUAACAAAGCAUUCACUGUUUUGGAAAAAAAAGUUUAGGGAUGGGGCUGGAGAAAUGUAACCACUAUCAAAUUCAUAGACAGAGUUAUGGAUGCAAGACCUGAUAUUAAAAUGUAACCAUGUUUUGAGGCAAUACAGUGUUUGUUUACAAUUACAUGGUUAACAAACAGAAGUAAAACAAGCUUAUAUUUUGGGUUAUGAUUAUGUAGGUCAGUUUAACUAAGCUCAUGAGGCAUUUCAGUUAUAUUCUUGAAGAAUCAAAGUAAAAAGAGUAAAAAUCAUUAAUUGAAAAGCAAAAAAUGGAUGUACCAAUCACAGAUUGCCCAUUUUAAGGUGUUCUCUGCUGGUCCAACUACAAUUGAAAAUAUAUGUCACUACUGUACCACAUUUUAAAAGUUUCAAAAUGCUAUAUCAAGCAGCUAGGUCAGGUGGCUAUUACUACCCAAACCUGAAUCUAAGGAACCUAGAAAUGCAUUAUUAUACAACGUCACCAAACAAUGAAGUGGAUCUGAAAACAGGCAGGAUGUUUUACUAUUAAAUACAUUUUAUUACACAAGCAGACAAUGACAGUCUGGCCUUUUCACAGAAAGACAACUCAGAACAUCUCAUUGUGGGUCUUCUGGUUGGUCAGUAAAGCAGAGAGCCAUGCAGUCUCAGCAGCUCCUUACUGCUGUGUGUGUGUGUGUGUGUGUGUGUGUGUGUGUGUGUGUGUGUGUGUGUGUGUGUGUGUGUGUGUGUGUGUGUGUGUGUGUGUGUGUGUUUGUGUGUGUGUGUGUCAGUAACCAGGCCGGUGCCAAUGGUUUUGUUGCCAUCUCCGAUAGUGACCUAGAUCUAUCUGCUGCCUUCAACACCAUGAACCAUCAGAUCCUCCUCUCCACCCUCUCAGGGCUGGUCAUCUCAGGCUCUGCACACUCCUGGAUUGCAUCCUACCUAGCAGGUCUCUCCUACCAAGUGACGUGGAGAAGGUCUGGGUCUUCACCACGAGGUCGAUCUACAGUUGUCCCCCAGGGCUCUGUGCUAGGUCCUCUCCCGUUCUCUCUGUACACCAAGUCAAUUGAUUCUGUUAUACACUACCGGUCAAAAGUUUUAGAACACCUACUCAUUCAAGGGUUUUGCUUUAUUUGUACUAUUUUCUACAUUGUAGAAUAAUAGUGAAGACAUCAAAACUAUGAAAUAGCACAUAUGGAAUCAUGUAGUAACCAAAAAAGUGUUAAACAAACCAAAAUAUAUUUGAGAUUUGAGAUUCUUCAAAUAGCCACCCUUUGCCUUGAUGACAGCUUUGCAAAAAAAAAAAUUAAAGAAAAACCCUUGAAUGAGUAGGUAUGUCCAAACCUUUGACUGGUACUGCAUAUAGUGCAGCAGCUUCUUACUGCAGUGUGUGUGUGUGUGUGUGUGUGUGUGUGUGUGUGUGUGUGUGUGGGAGUGCUGCGUCAUUCGUCAAGGAUGACCUGUUUACUGUUGUCUUGUUAUAAAGCGUACUGCCUCACACUGCAUUUUCAUAUUGAUUUGCCAAAUCUACAUUUUCUGAAUUUCUCAUGUUCUUUCAUUGUUUGUUCCAAAAGCCAAGUGAAAAUGAGACUUGGUAGUGUAAGACUAUGAUUGGUCAUUUCAGCCCUGUUCUUAUUCCUUAUCAGUGCAUCCUUCCUUGAAUCUUCCAUGAUUGGACAGGUGAACAAAAGGGCUCCUUUCACUUCUACAGUCAGUUCCAAUCAGUGGUCAGGCUACUUAAAUGAAGGUAGAUGUGAUGAUGGCACAUUUAAAAUCAUUUGAAUAGUGGUGUGUACACCUGUGUGCAUUUCCAUAGCAUAGUUCAGUAACAGGAAAGGUUUUGUAAUGUAAAAUGGGGGAAUAGCCUAGAUAUGCCUGCCUGAACUUGGCCUACAAGAACUGAUGUUCAUUUUCCAUUGCAAAUAGUUUAUUUUGAAAGCAAGGUUGUGAGGCAGUUAUGCCCUCUGAAAGCAGGUUUAAUCCUGAUGGCUGGCAGUGACUUGAGUCUUUGUGCUGCCAAAUGUUUUCAUGGGUGCUGUCCUAUAGCAGUAGGGCUACGUGAACAGUUUGGGAAGCACCUUCCCCUGCCCCCCUCUUGGAUGGUUGAAAACAAUAACCGUGAGAAGUUGGAUGUUGAAAGACUUGUUGAACCUGAUCACCUGCGUUUUCCGUGGGAAAGAGCACCUAGAAAGCGUUAACUUAAAGAUGGAGUAAAUUGGGGACUUCAGGUGGAAAUGCGCACAACAAAGAAACUUCACCUCGUUAUAUAACAGGCCCUGAAUGUAGUUGUCUGGAAAAUGAUUCGCUGGAGACAAAUGACAGGUAGGCAUAGCCACGGGAUGUAGGGGUACUGCAGCAACCCCUGAGAAAUCUGAAACUAUUCACAAAAGUAGUGGACUGGGCUUUUACUAGUCCUGUAUUAGGUAACCGAUGUAGACGUCUGUAGCAUGGGCAAAACAAGUAUUUCAGCAUCUCCACUUUGGCAAAAAAGGUAGUUGUAUAAUUAAUUAAAAUUGUAAGAGUUGUUGCGCUGUCCCUUUCUCUUUGAUCACCAUUCUAAUGGAAUCCAGAAAGAACAAAACUCUGUCCUACAAAAUGUACAUCAAAAGGUGCAAAGUUAUGGGCAAAGACCCAACAGAUCCACAGAUGAUGCAAUCUCUAUUGCACUCCACACUGCCCUUUCCCACCUGGACAAGAGGAACACCUACGUGAGAAUGCUAUUCAUUGACUACAGUUCAGCGUUCAACACCAUAGUGCCCUCAAAGCUCAUCACUAAGCUAAGGAUCCUGGGACUAAACACCUCCCUCUGCAACUGGAUCCUGGACUUCCUGACGGGCUGCCCCCAGAUGGUAAGGGUAGGUAACAACACAUCUGCCACGCUGAUCCUCAACACGGGGGCCCCUCAGGGGUGUGUGCUCAGUCCCCUCCUGUACUCCCUGUUCACCCAUGACUGCAUGUCCAGGCACGACUCCAACACCAUCAUUAAGUUUGCAGAUGACACAACAGUGGUAGGCCUGAUCACCGACAACGAAGAGACAGCCUAUAGGGAGGAGGUCGGAGACCUGGCCGUGUGGUGCUAGGAUAACAACCUCUCCCUCAAUGUGAUCAAGACAAAGGAGAUGAUUGUAAACUACAGGGGAAAAAAAGAGGACUGAGCACGCCCCCAUUCUCAUCGACAGGGCUGUAGUGGAACAGGUUGAGAGCUUCAAGUUCCUUGGUGUCCACAUCACCAACAAACUAUCAUGGUCCAAACACACCAAGACAGUUGUGAAGAGGGCGCGACAAAGCCUAUUCCCCCUCAGGAGACUGAAAAGAUUUGGCAUGGGUCCUCAGAUCCUCAAAAAGUUCUACAGCUGCACAAUCGAGAGCAUCCUGACUGGUUGCAUCACCGCCUGGUAUGGCAACUGCUUGGCCUCCGACCGCAAGGCACUACAGAGGGUAGUGCGUACGGCCCAGUACAUCACUGGGGCCAAGCUUCCUGCCAUCCAGGACCUCUAUACCAGGCGGUGUCAGAGGAAGGCCCUCAAAAUUGUCAAAGACUCCAGCCACCCUAGUCAUAGACUGUUCUCUCUGCUACCGCACGGCAAGCGGUACCGGAGUGCCAAGUCUAGGUCCAAAAGACUUCUCAACAGCUUCUACCCCCAAGCCAUAAGACUCCUGAACAGCUAAUCAUGGCUACCCGGACUAUUUGCACUGCCCCCCCCACCCCAUCUUUUUACGCUGCUGCUGCUCUGUUAAUUAUUUAUGCAUAGUCACUUUAACUCUACCCACAUGUACAUAUUACUUCAACUACCUCAACUAGCCGGUUCCCCCUCACAUUGACUCUGCACCGGUUCCCUACUGUUAUUUUAUUUUACUUCUGCUCUUUUUUUCUCAACACUUUUUUGUUGUUGUUUUAUUUUACUUUUUUAUUUAAAAUAAAUGCACUGUUGGUUAAGGGCUGUAAGGAAGCAUUUCACUGUAAUGUCUGCACCUGUUGUAUUCGGUGCAUGUGGCCAAUAAAAUUUGAUUUGAUUUGAGAUGUUCAUUUUCCGUUGCAAACCGGUUUGCUUUAGUGUGCCUAUAAUGAAUGCAUAAACAAAGAUAAAUACUUAUCUGCAUUAUGUUUGAUGUGAAACCAAGAUUGUGAGGCGGUUAUGCCCUCUGAAAGCAGUUUUAAUCUGGAUGGCUGGCAAUGACUUGAGCUUUGUGCUGUCAGAUGUUUGGAAUAAACUUGUCAUGGGUGUUGCAGUAGGGGUACGUGAACAGUUUGGGAAGCACCUGUCCCUGCCCCCGUCUUGGACGGUUGAAAAACAAUAACUGUGAGAAGUUAGACGUUGAAAGACUUGUUGAACCUGAUCGCCGGAUUUCAAUGGCCUAUUUAGAAAGUACAUUUCCUUGGAAAGAUAACUGCCCCGUGGUUCUCUGCCCACGCAUGAGACCACACGCGCACCUGAUUUCGUAGGUAUGGCUACUGAACUGGAAGCAGCAAGAAUGAUGACAGCGACACUUGCUACGUUUUGCAUUGGCCUAUAGGAUAUAGCCUAACUUUUAGGAGGACGAUUUGCAGGCAGAGACAAAUAAAUGGGUAAUCAAUACUUAUUGAAAAUGAAAAGGCGCAAAGCUCACUCACCAUAGUAGCCUAACCUAUGUGUGCAUUGUGCCUUUUCAAUGAUGAUUACAUUUUGUGAUUGUACUUUGACUCACGUUGGUUGAGCGCCCACCACUUUUUUCCAUUAUCAAUAUUUAUUUACAGACAUUGUAGUAAACUACAGUGUAAUCAUAUGUAAGUUAAUUUCAUAUUUAAAUUAACUACCAUGUGAUUCUCUGCCCAUGUAGGCAGCUUACUCUAUGAGAUCACACAUAUUAGGCGGACUUGAACUCUCCCGCCCAACUAGGAGGUAGGCUACUGAAGUUGAAGUAGAGAAUUCUGAGUGUGUGAAUAAUGCGAAAAAUAUGUGAUUUUAAUGCAAUAGUCAGGCUAACGCAUACAAAGCUGAAAGAGGACCGUUUUCAAAUAAUUUGUGGGACAACAAAAAUAGGGAAGACUAGUCUAUGGAGCUCAGGUGAAUUUUGCAGUAUAUUAACAAUAUCAGUGAAUGAUUCAAAGUUCCACCUUGAAUUGAAAGGUAGACCUACAGGACAGCAGUUUAAGCUUAAAGCUACAGUCUGGGAUCUGGGAAUAAUGGUUAUUUCAAUUAUUGAACCAUUGAUUAUAUUCUUGGAUAAUAUAAUGUAUAAAUGUAUACCAAGGUAAUUCUUUGUCAUGCCUCAUUUUAAGAGGAUCAGAUGGUGACAGGUGUCUCAGCAGGGUCAGGCAGCCAGGGAAGACCGGUCUGUGAUGGAGGUGAGGUGAAUUUUUGAAGAUACAACACUUUUUUUCUCUCUGUGCAGCAAACAGUGGACAAGCCAGAUGCUAUUUUCAGGCAGUCUGACAAACCUCCAAAGUUGAUUUUCAAACUGUAUCAAGGGUUGAUAGAGGCUUUUCCCGAUGACACAAAACAUGUAAAACAAAAAUGUGAGCAAGACGUGGUAGAAGCUAUUGAUGAUGAUGAAGGGAUACAGAUAUGUGUGAAUGCCCAGUCAUGUUCAUAUCAUCUCAGACAUAAAUUAGUGCAGUUUAAGACUAUCCAUAGAUGGAAAGAGUGGCUUCGGAGAAGAUGGCUGCCGUUUUACAGCCCUCUAACCAAUUGUACUUUUAAGUGUGUUUUUUCGCGUUAUUUGUAAUUUAUUCUGUACAUAAUGUUUCUGCCACUGUCUCUUAUGACAAAAAGAGCUUGUGGAUAUCAGGACAGCGAUUACUCACCUCGUAUUGGACGAAGUUUUUUCUUCAACGAGUCAGACGUGAAGGAUAUCCUACAGACACCUGUCGAGGCCCAAAUCCCUGUCAUUCGCAUGAGAAAGAGACAGAGAUAUCGUGGACGUAGGUUUUUUUUUUUUUUUUUUUUUUUUGGUGAGGGAGGCCUGCUCUCUCCUUUCCCUGAUGUUUAGUUCAUUUCAUCCCGAUCUCCUCUGCAUUAUUGUAGCCAUCUGCUGCAGCCUGUCAACUAUGCCUCUGCCUAUCCCUGUUCUCUCCUCUCCGCACAGGCUACACAAACGCCUCACACCGCGUGGCUGCUGCCUCUCUAACCUGGUGGUCCCUGCACGCACCACACACCUGGAGUUCCAGGUCUCAGGCAGCCUCUGGAACUGCCGUUCUGCCGCCAACAAGGCUGACUUCAUCCCAGCCUAUGCUACCCUCCAGUCCCUCGACUUCCUGGCGCUGACGGAAACAUGGAUUACCACUGAAAACACUGCUACUCCUACUGCUCUCUCCUCGUCUGACCAUGUGUUCUCGCAUACCCCGAGAGCAUCUGGUCAGAGGGGUGGUGGCACAGGAAUCCUCAUCUCUCCCAAGUGGACAUUCUCAAAUUUUCCCCUAACCCAUCUGUCUAUCUCCUCAUUUGAAUUCCAUGCUGUCACAGUCACUAGCCCAUUUAAGCUUAAUAUCCUUGUCAUCUAUCGCCCCCCAGGUUCCCUUGGAGAGUUCAUCAAUGAGCUUGACGCCUUGAUAAGUUCCUUUCCUGAGGAUGGCUCACCCCUCACAGUUUUGGGGGAUUUCAACCUCCCUGUGUCCACAUUUGACUCAUUUCUCUCUGCCUCCUUCUUUCCACUCCUCUCCUCUUUUGACCUCACCCUCUCACCGUCCCCCCCUACUCACAAGGCAGGCAAUACGCUUGACCUCAUCUUUACUAGAUGCUGCUCUUCUACUAAUCUCACUGCAACUCCCCUCCAUGUCUCUGACCACUACUUUGUUUCCUUUUCUCUCUCGCUCUCCUCCCACACUACUCACUCUGCCCCUACACAGAUGGUAAUGUGCCGCCGCAACCUUCGCUCUCUCUCUCCCACUACUCUCUCCUCUUUCAUCCUAUCAUCUCUUCCCUCUGCGCAAUCCUUCUCCCUCCAAUCUCCUGAUUCUGCCUCCUCAACCCUCCUCUCCUCCCUUUCUGCAUCCUUUGACUCUCUGUGUCCCCUAUCCUCCCGGCCGGCUCGGUCCUCCCCUCCAGCUCCGUGGCUUGAUGACUCAUUGCGAGCUCACAGAACAGAGCUCCGGGCAGCGGAGCGGAAAUGGAAGAAAACUAAACUCCCUGCCGACCUGGCAUCUUUUCACUCCCUCCUCUCUACAUUUUCUUCAUCUGUUUCUGCUGCUAAGGCCACUUUCUACCACUCUAAAUUCCAAGCAUCUGCCUCUAACCCUAGGAAGCUCUUUGCCACAUUUUCCUCCCUGCUGAAUCCUCCCCCCCCCUCCCCCCCCUCCUCUCUCUCUGUGGAUGACUUCGUCAACCACUUUGAAAAGAAGGUUGACGACAUUCGAUCCUCGUUUGCUAAGUCUAAUGACACUGCUGGUCCUACUCACACUGCCCUUCCCUAUGCUUUGACUUCUUUCUCCCCUCUCUCUCCAGAUAAAAUCCUGCGACUUGUGACUGCAGGCCGCCCAACAACCUGCCCGCUUGACCCCAUCCCCUCCUCUCUUCUCCAGACCAUCUCCGGUGACCUUCUCCCCUACCUCACCUCGCUGAUCAACUCAUCCUUGACCGCUGGCCAUGUCCCUUCCGUCUUCAAGAGAGCGAGAGUUGCUCCCCUUCUCAAAAAACCAACACUCGAUCCCACUGAUGUCAACAACUACAGACCAGUAUCCCUUCUUUCUUUUCUUUCCAAAACUAUUGAGCGUGCCGUCUUUAGCCAACUCUCUUGCUAUCUCUCUCAGAAUGACCUUCUUGAUCCAAACCAGUCAGGUUUCAGGACUGGUCAUUCAACUGAGACUGCUCUUCUCUGUGUCACGGAGACUCUCCGAACUGCUAAAGCUAACUCUCUCUCCUCUGCUCUUGUCCUUCUAGACCUGUCUGCUGCCUUUGAUACUGUGAACCAUCAGAUCCUCCUCUCCACCCUCUCCGAGCUGGGCAUCUCCGGCGCGGCUCACUCCUGGAUUGCGUCCUACCUGACCGGUCGCUCCUACCAAGUGGCGUGGCGAGAAGCUGUCUCCGCACCACGUGCUCUCACCACUGGUGUCCCCCAGGGCUCAGUUCUAGGCCCUCUCCUUUUCUCCCUAUACACCAAGUCACUUGGCUCUGUCAUAUCCUCACAUGGCCUCUCCUAUCAUUGCUACGCUGACGAUACACAACUAAUCUUCUCCUUUCCCCCUUCUGAUAACCAGGUGGCGAAUCGCAUCUCUGCAUGUCUGGCAGACAUAUCAGUAUGGAUGACGGAUCACCACCUCAAGCUGAACCCUGGCAAGACGGAGCUGCUCUUCCUCCCGGGGAAGGACUGCCCGUUCCAUGAUCUCGCCAUCACGGUUGACAACUCCGCUGUGUCCUCCUCCCAGAGUGCGAAGAGCCUAGGCGUGACCCUGGACAACACCCUGUCGUUCUCCGCCAACAUCAAGGCGGUGACCCACUCCUGCAGGUUCAUGCUCUACAACAUUCGGAGAGUACGACCCUGCCUUACACAGGAAGCGGCACAGGUCCUAAUCCAGGCACUUGUCAUCUCCCGUCUGGACUACUGCAACUCGCUGUUGGCUGGCCUCCCUGCCUGUGCCAUUAAACCCCUACAACUCAUCCAGAAUGCCGCAGCCCGUCUGGUGUUCAACCUUCCCAAGUUCUCUCACGUCACCCCCCUCCUCCGCACACUCCACUGGCUUCCAGUUGAAGCUCGCAUCCGCUACAAGACCAUGGUGCUUGCCUAUGGAGCAGUGAGGGGAACGGCACCUCUGUACCUUCGGGCUCUGAUCAGUCCCUACACCCAAACGAGGGCAUUGCGUUCAUCCACCUCUGGCCUGCUGGCUCCCCUUCCCCUGCGGAAGCACAGCUCCCGCUCAGCCCAGUCAAAACUGUUCGCUGCUCUGGCACCCCAAUGGUGGAACAAGCUCCCUCACGACGCCAGGACAGCGGAGUCACUCACCACCUUCCGGAGACAUUUGAAACCCCACCUCUUUAAGGAUUACCUGGGAUAGGAUAAAGUAAUCCUUCUACCCCCCCCCCCCCCCCCCCCCCCCCCCCCAAAAAAAAAAAAUGUGUAAAGUGGUUAUCCCACUGGCUAUAGGGUGAACGCACCAAUUGGUGAGUCGUUCUGGAUAAGAGCGUCUGCUAAAUGACGUAAAUGUGCCCUUGAGCAAGGCACUUAACCCUAAUUGCUCCUGUAAGUCGCUCUGGUUAAGAGCGUCUGCUAAAUGACUAAAAUGUAAAUGUAAAUGUAGGUCGGGGUGCCUUGUAAGGAUCCGAACGCGAGCAACUAAACUGCCUCUUCCAUCAAUCCUAUUAGCCAAUGUUAAAUCAUUUGAAAACAAAUUGGACGACCUAAGAUUACGUUUAUCCUACCAACGGGACAUUAAAAACGGUAAUAUCUUAUGUUUCACCGAGUCGUGGCUUCACGACGACAUUGAUAACAUACAGCUGGCGGGAUAUACUCUACAUCGUCAGGAUAGAAUGGCUGACUCCGGUAAGACAAGGGGUGGCGGUCUGUCUAUAUUUGUAAACAACAGCUGGUGCAUAAAAUCUAACACUAAGGAAGUCUCGAGGUUUUGCUCGCCGGAGGUAGAGUAUCUCAUGAUAAGCUGUAGACCACACUAUUUACCAAGAGAGUUUUCAUCUAUAUUUUUCGUAGCUGUCUAUCUACCACCACAAACCAAUGCUGGAACUAAGCUUGCACUCAAUGAGCUGUAUAAGGCCAUAAUUAAACAGGAAAACGCUCAUCCAGAGGCACCACUCCUAGUGGCCGGGGACUUUAAUGCAGGGAAACUUAAAUCCGUUCUACCUAAUUUCUACCAGCAUGUUAAAUGUGCAACCAGAGGAAAAAAAACUCUAGACCAUCUGUACUCCACACACAGAGACGCAUACAAAGCUCUCCCUCGCCUUCCAUUUGGCAAAUCUGACCAUAACUCUAUCCUCCUGAUUUCUGCUAAUAAGCAAAAACUAAAGCAGGAAGCACCAGUGACUCGGUUAAUAAAGAAGUGGUCAGAUGACGCAGAUGCUAAGCUUACAGGACUGUUUUACUAGCACAGACUGGAAUAUGUUCCAGGAUUCUUCAGAUAGCAUUGAGGAGUACACCACAUCAGUCACUGGCUUCAUCAAUAAGUGCAUCGAUGACGUUGUCCCCACAGUGACCGUACGUACAUACCCCAUCCAAAAGCCAUGGAUUACAGGCAACAUCCGCACUGAGCCAAAGGAUAGAGCUGCCGCUUUCAUGGAGCGGGACUCUUAACCGGACGCUUAUAAGAAAUCCCGCUAUCCCCUCCGACAAACCAUCAAACAGGCAAAGAGUCGAUACAGGACUAAGAUUGAAUCGACUACACCGGCUCUGAUGCUCGUCAGAUGUGGCAGGGCUUGAAAACUAUUACAGACUACAAAGGGAAGCACAGCCGUGAGCUGCCCAGUGACACAAGCCUACCAGAUGAGCUAAAUCACUUCUAUGUUCGCUUCGAGUCAAGUAACACUGAGGCAUGCAUGAGAUCAUCAGCUGUUCCGGAUGACUAUGUGAUCACACUCUCCGUAGCCGAUGUGAGUAAGACUUUUAAGCAGGUCAACAUUCACAAGGCCGCAGGGCCAGACGGAUUACCAGGACGUGUACUCCGAGCAUGUGCUGACCAACUGGCAAGUGUCUUCACUGACAUUUUCAACAUGUCCCUGACUGAGUCUGUAAUACCAACAUGUUUCAAGCAGACCACCAUAGUCCCUGUGUCCAAGGACCCUAAGAUAACCUGCCUAAAUGACUACCGAUCCGUAGCACUCACGUCUGUAGCCAUGAAGUGCUUUGAAAGACUGGUCAUGGCUCACAUCAACACCAUUAUCCCAGAAACCCUAGACCCACUCCAAUUUGCAUACCGCCCCAACAGAUCCACAGAUGAUGCAAUCUCUAUUGCACUCCACACUGCCUUUUCCCACCUGGACAAGAGGAACACCUACGUGAGAAUGCUAUUCAUUGACUACAGUUCAGCGUUCAACACCAUAGUGCCCUCAAAGCUCAUCACUAAGCUAAGGAUCCUGGGACUAAACACCUCCCUCUGCAACUGGAUCCUGGACUUCCUGACGGGCUGCCCCCAGGUGGUAAGGGUAGGUAACAACACAUCUGCCACGCUGAUCCUCAACACGGGGGCCCCUCAGGGGUGCGUGCUCAGUCCCCUCCUGUACUCCCUGUUCACCCAUGACUGCAUGACCAGGCACGACUCCUACACCAUCAUUAAAUUUGACGAUGACACAACAGUGGUAGGCCUGAUCACCGACAAAGAAGAGACAGCCUAUAGGGAGGAGGUCAGAGACCUGGCCGUGUGGUGCCAGGAUAACAACCUCUCCAUCAAUGUGAUCAAGACAAAGGAGAUGAUUGUAAACUACAGGAAAAAAAAGAGGACUGAGCACGCCCCCAUUCUCAUCGACAGGGCUGUAGUGGAACAGGUUGAGAGCUUCAAGUUCCUUGGUGUCCACAUCACCAACAAACUAUCAUGGUCCAAACACACCAAGACAGUCGUGAAGAGGGCACGACAAAGCCUAUUCCCCCUCAGGAGACUGAAAAGAUUUGGCAUGGGUCCUCAGAUCCUCAAAAGGUUCUACAGCUGCACCAUCGAGAGCAUCCUGACUGGUUGCAUCACCGUCUGGUAUGGCAACUGCUCAGCCUCCGACCGCAAGGCACUACAGAGAGUAGUGCGUACGGCCCAGUACAUCACUGGGGCCAAGCUUCCUGCCAUCCAGGACCUCUAUACCAAGCGGUGUCAGAGGAAGGCCCUAAAAAUUAUCAAAGACUCCAGCCACCCUAGUCAUAGACUGUUCUCUCUGCUUCCGCACGGCAAGCGGUAACGGAGCGCCAAGUCUAGGUCCAAAAGGCUUCUCAACAGCUUCUAACCCCAAGCCAUAAGACUCCUGAACAGCUAAUCAUGGCUACCCAGACUAUUUGCACUUCCCCCCCACCCCACCCCAUCCCCCUCUUUUACGCUGCUGCUACUCUGUUUAUUAUUUAUGCAUAGUCACUUUAACUCUACCCACAUGUACAUAUUACCUCAAUUACCUCGACUAGCCGGUGCCCCCGCACAUUGACUCUGUACCGGUACCCCCUGUAUAUAGCCUCCCUACUGUUAUUUUACUUUACUGCUGCUCUUUAGUUAUUUGCUUUUAUUUAUUUUUACUUAACACUUUUUUAUUGUACUUUUUUUAUUUAAAAAAAAAAACGUCAUUGUUGGUUAAGGGCUUGUAAGCAUUUCACUGUAUUGUCUACACCUGUUGUAUUCGGCGCAUGUGGCAAAUAAAAUUUGAUUUGAUUUUAUAUGCCAGUGAAACUGAAUUAUAUGCACUCAAAAAUGUAAUUCCUCUGCUGGAGGUGUAAAACACAAAAGGGGACGUAUUUGCAUAUGUUAUGGUCAUGUGAAGGCUGGCUGAAUUCUGGCAAAGAGGAUGUUCUUUUAUCUCAGCAUGUCUACAGAUUCUCCCUUCUCCCUGUUUUUGUUUGCUUGGAAAUGUUGAUACUAGAGACUGUUAUCUGAAGAAACUGUGUAACCAAGCAUUUAUAGCGGCUAAGAAAUGCUUUGCCAUUCAUUGGAAAGUUGGUUAUCGUCUCACAAUGUCAAGUUAUGUAUCACUAGAUUUGAUUUAUUUCAAGAUUAAGGGUAUACUUUCAUAAGGUCUGGAUUCCUUAUAUGGAAUACAGUACGACUAAAGGAGUCUGUAUUGAAAACAAGCCCACGUCAGGGGAGAUACCUAUUUAGGAAAUCCCUAGCUGCUGGGCUGCUCAGUCCUGGCCCUGGGGGCCUGCUGUCCUGUGGGUUGUCACUCUGGCCUUGGCCUAACACACCCGAAACCAAUAAUGAAUGUUUCACUAAGAUCCUAAAGCUGAGUGGAGUGUGUUGGGUUGGGGCGCUGCAGGGCGGUGGACCCCUAGGGACAGGACGGGGCGACCCAGCUAUAUUGUGUGUAAGUGAAAUAAAGCUCUACAGUACUAUUAGUCCUAUGAGAUUAAUUUAAUGAAGCCUUUUGCUGUUUCUGUGUGUUAAUUUGAGGUGUAUGUGCUUUUAUUUUUAUUAAAAAAAAAUUGUUACCAAACCUUUCCCUUGGGAAUUAAAAAAAUUAAAGGUCUGAACUGGGAAGGAAAUUGUGUUGGGAGAGUUGAGUUAUUGACUAGACUGGUGGGGGUCGGGCAUGCAGGCGGCUCGCGCUGGCUGGUCAGUCUGGCUAAAAUUUGAUAUAGACGAUGUCUUAAUAAAGACAAUCAAAAGUCUUUGUAUUUUUUUCAAGAGUUGUUCAUUUGUUAGGCUAUUGGUUAAAGGUGCAACACAAUAUUUAUUAUUGAAUUACCUUCGAUCUAGGUCAGUCGUAUUAAUCACUUAAACAUAUUUAAUAAUGAUCUCUUACCUAGCUUGAUGAUUGUGGGCAUUUUUGCUUACUUUUUGUCUAAAUAGAGACGGCAUAUUGGAUUGUGUAAAAAUGCAGGAAAUUAGCUUUAGAUGCCCAUAACAAUUAUUUUCAGGACCCCCAGACUCCCCGCCAGGUUAUGUCCCCCCCACUUCUAAAACCAAUGUGGUGCUCCUGGAAUCUACACUGUAAAUUGGAGACACUGAGGUAAGGAUAACCUUCAUGCAGUUUAACUUACAUUUCACUUGGGCCGGAAUUCAAAACUGACAUAUUUUCUGGAAUAUUUAUGUUGUGUAUCUUUUCUCCUUAGGUUUCCUUAGGCUAUCAGGCUGCAGCAUCUCAGAAGAAGGCUGUGCAUCUCGUUUGAGCUCUGAGUCUGAGGUCCCUCACAGUGUCGAGGUGAACAGAUGUUAAUUUUCCGUUGCAAAACGUUUUGCUUCAGUGUGCCUGUAAUGAACGCAUAAACAAAGAUAAAUACUAAUUUGCAUGAUGUUUGAUGUGAAACAUGAUUGUGAGGCGGUUAUGCCCUCUGAAAACAAUGUUAAUCUGGAUUGCUGGCAGUGACUUGAGUUUUGUGUUGGCAGAUGUUUAGAAAUAAAUAUGUCAUGGGUGUUGUCUUGUCCUAUAACAGUAGAGCUGCCCCUGCACCUGCCAACUGACAGUUGGAUGUUGAAAGACUCCUGUUGAACCUGAUCGACUGGGUUUUCAUGGGAAAAUGUUAAAAACAUGAGAAGGGUGUCAAUUGCAGACACUAGGUGGAAAUGUGCACAACAAAGAAACUCCACCUCCCUAUUUAUAUAAUGAAUAUGAAUUCGGAGGACAGAAAUAAUUAAAUAUUGAAGCAUUAGACCUAUCACUAAAAGCUUCAGUCAUACAAAAGUUAUACUUAAAUCUGAACUGGUUCUCAGGAAAUAACGGAUAGACAUCAUGAAAAUGAUCGGAGAGGUUGAGGGUAGAGGAAGUUCAGGAGUAAAAACAAACAAAAUAGAAUUAUUGUAAAAUUGACUGUGUCCAUAAAAUGUAUAUAGUAUGUAUAAGCUGGAAGUAGAGGCCUAAGCAUUGUUGUUCACUAGUUUACUCCAAUUAGGGAAGGGGUGGUGGGGUUGGAAAGUAAUAAAGAUAAAUAUAUUUUUUUAAAGGAUAUGUAUAUAAAUAUAUAUGUAUAUGUAUAAAUGUAAAACAUAUGGGGGAUUGGAAGUGAUGCAGACAAUUACAUUGAUAUUAAAGCUGAUCUACCCCCUACAUAAAAAAAAAAAUUAUGAACUCCACCUCCCUAUAUAACAGGCUCUGCAAGGGGGUGAUCAUUUUAUAAUUUGAGAGGGGAAGCACUCCAUCUAGAAUGAGUCUCUCUGGGGAUAAUGAGGGGGGAAGCACUCCCUCUAGUAUCUGUGAAGAGACUGAAGAGAGAGACACUGCUGCUAGAAUGAGUUUGUCAGGAAGUGAGGGAGAAAUGUCCCCUAAAAAUAGUUUACCUGCAGAACAGGACACUGGCAGUGAACUUAAGAGGUAAGAUCCCCAAAUAGGUAAGUGUGAAGGAGCUGAGAUUUUUUAACAACUCUCGUACAAAUAUAUAUUGUUGUGAUUUGUCUUUAUUUAAUGCAAUAGAUCAAGUGAAUCAGACCUUUUGUUGGAGCCGAAUUUACUGUAUCACUAACCUAUACCUAGCUGUUAUGUGCAUUAAGAGUGAUGACAAUUAUAAGUAACCAUAAAAAGCACAGAUACAAAAAUCUAAAAUGUGUGCAAACUCACCUACACUCUUAUAUAUAGAACCUUUAAAUGGGUUCUUCAGCUGUCCCCUUAGGAGAACGUUUUGAAGAACCCUUUGCAGUAGCGUUGCGUGGGUAAAAUCACUGGGGAAGCCAAGCCCUAUGUGUUGUGAUAAUUGCGUUGUUUGCUCUAUAACCUGUUAAUUCAUACAGUGGCUUGCGAAAGUAUUCACCCCCCCUUGGCAUUUUUCCUAUUUUGUUGCCUUACAACCUGGAAUUAACAUGGAUUUGUUGGGGGUUUGUAUCAUUUGAUUUACACAACAUGCCUACCACUUUGAAGAUGCAAAAUAUUUUAUUUUGUGAAACAAACAAGAAAUAAGACAAAAAAAUAAAUAAUUGAGCGAGCAUAACUAUUCACCCCCCCAAAGUCAAUACUUUGUAGAGCCACCUUUUGCAGCAAUUACAGCUGCAAGUCUCUUGUGCCAAGCUUAGAGAGACAUACCCCAUCUAGCCACUGGGAUUUUUGCCCAUUCUUCAAGGGAAACUGCUCCUGCUCCUUCAAGUUGGAUGGGUUCUGCUGGUGUACAGCAAUCUUUAAGUCAUACCACAGAUUGAAUUGGAUUGAGGUCUGGGCUUUGACUAGGCCAUUCCAAGACAUUUAAAUGUUUCCCCUUUAAACACUUGAGUGUUGCUUUAGCAGUAUGCUUAGGGUCAUUGUAAAAUGCAUGUAAUACAUGUAAAAUGUAUUGUCCUGCUGGAAGGUGAACCUCCGUCCCAGUCUCAAAUAUCUUGGAAGACUAAAACAGGUUUCCCUUAAUAAUUUCCCUGUAUUUAGCGCCAUCCAUCAUUCUUUCAAUUAUGACCAGUUUCCCAGUCCCUGCCGAUGGAAAAACAUCCCCACAGCAUGAUGCUACCACCACCAUGCUUUACUGUUGGGAUGGUGUUCUCGGGGUGAUGAGAGGUGUUGGGUUUGCGCCAGACAUAGCGUUUUCCUUGAUGGCCAAAAAGCUCAAUUUUAGUCUCAUCUGACCAGAGUACCUUCUUCCAUAUGUUUGGGGAGUCUCCCACAUGCCUUUAGGCGAACACCAAACGUGUUUCCUUAUUUUUUUCUUUAAGCAAUGUCUUUUUUCUGGCCACUCUUCCGUAAAGCCCAGCUCUGUGGAGUGUACGGCUUAAAGUGGUCCUAUGGACAGAUACUCCAAUCUCCGCUGUGGAGCGUUGCGGCUCCUUCAGGGUUAUCAUUGUUUUCUUUGUUGCCUAUCUGAUUAAUGCCCUCCUUGCCUGGUCUGUGAGUUUUGGUGGGCGGCCCUCUCUUGGCAGGUUUGUUGUGGUGCCAUAUUCUUUCCAUUUUUUAAUAAUGGAUUUAAUGGUGCUCCAUGGGAGGUUCAAAGUGUCUGAUAUUUUUUUAUAACCCAACCCUGAUCUGUACUUCUCCACAACUUUGUCACUGACCUGUUUGGAGAGCUCCCUGGUCUUCAUGGUGCUGCUUGCUUGGUGGUGCCCCUUGCUUAGUGGUGUUGCAGACUCUGGGGCCUUUCAGAACAGGUGUAUAUAUAUACUGAGAUCAUGUGACAGAUCAUGUGACACUUAGAUUGCACACAGGUGGACUUUAUUUAACAAAUUUUGUGACUUCUGAAGGUAAUUGGUUGCACCAUAUCUUAUUUAGGGGCUUAAUAGCAAAGGGGGUGAAUAGUUAUUUUUUUCAUUCCACUUCACCAAUUUUGACUAUUUUGUGUAUGUCCAUUACAUGAAAUCCAAAUAAAAAUCAAUUUAACUUACAGGUUGUAAUGCAACAAAAUAGGAACAACGCCAAGGGGGAUGAAUACCUUUGCAAGGCACUGUAGCUUACUGCAUAAACCUAACUGCUACAGUACUGUUUUUAAUUGGUUAAUGUUGCAUAGGCUUACGUUUUUUAAAAAGUCAAGUAAAAAAUAAAUCUGAGCGGUAGAUCUCGGCAUGCAUUUUGAGAAAAGGUUGGUGACCACUGUUCUAGAGUUUUCCCUGUUAACACUAUCAUCGUUUUCCUUUUAUUGUGGCAAUUGUGAUCGAAUCAACAUUAGCCACUUUUAACGAAACAAAGCAAAUUAUGCAAGAGAUUUUGUUGUAGGCAGAAUGCAUCGUAGUAGGAUUCUAUUGGCAUGACUCAGUCUAUUUAGUACUCUACACAGACCUAUGUGGUAUAAACAAUCAGAGCUGCAGUAGGCCUAUAUGCAAACAGACCAUUGCCAUAUAUGGAUCUGUGCCAUUUACUUUGAACUGGACUGUUUUUACAGCAUGAGCGGUUAUGAGUAGAUGCACACGUUUUGAGAUCAAAACGAGAGCUGCGUGUAGCCACGUGUGCACAUUUUGUUCAUAUCCUUUGCUAGUUAGUGAGUUAUUAGCCCAGUUAUAGAUCAUUUUCUAGUCAGCAAUAGGGGAGUGAUUGCUUUCCUACAAGAGCACAAAAUGUGUACAUUUCUAGACAUCUUUGAAAAGCAAGUCAGGUAAAGAGCUUUUUUUUGUCUUAAAGGGGCAGUGUUGUGUUUUGAGAUAGCUUAUUCAAGACUAAGUAGCCAAUAGGCAGAGGGUAGAAUAAUUUGUCUGAUUCUCUGUAAUAACGGUAUGGGAAUAAUAAUGAACUUUAUGUGGUAAAGUGGUCACUUGCAUCAAACAACACAUUUUCAGUCACCUCCUUGUCUGAAGGACAAGUGGAUAAUCAGGUUAAUGUCGAGCCCUGCAUGUUUUUUUCUCUCCAAAAGUCUCAUUGAAUGUAGGCCUACAUUAAACACCACACAUUGGUGGCUGCUACUGUAGGCUGAAUGAUAGAACAGCUAUUUCCAUGUUAAAAUGUUAUUGGAUGCUUUUAUAGUAGGUCACUCUGGUAGGCCUACAUUAUGAUCAAAUAGCCACAGUAGCCUACUUGGCCACUGUUAAAACUGUAACUUAAAGCGGGUACAGCCUCAGUGUCCACAGUAAAUACGAGCUGGAAGUUGCACAGAAUUUUCACAAUGUUCAAGUUUGCGGUCAGCAGACUUGAAAUUUGCUCAGUGACAAAAGAAUUAGAGGGAACAUUGGGUAGAAGAACCCUUUUGGGUUCCAUGCAGAACACUUUCCACAGAGGGUUCUACAUUGAACCCAAAAGUGUUCUACCUGGAACCAAAAAGGGUUCUACCAGGAACCAAAAAGGGUUAUCCUAUGGGGACAGCCAAAGAACCCUUUUGGAAACCUUUUUUCUAAUUGUGUACGUUGUAAACUCACAUCCUGCUUUAAACAGGUUCAAGACAGACCGACCAGUCUCACCUGUACCUAGCUGUGUCUCCAUGAAGAGUGACAGGUCUAUGCGACCUCCUAUUGACUUAAGGGAGGGAGACUUUUCCAUUGAGCAAAGGUGAAACAUUGUGCUUCAGAUAUAUUAUGCUUUUUUCUGGUUUCUUCUGUGCAGGUUCUGAGGGAAGGUUAAUUAUUUCUGCUCCUAUGGCUUUAAACAGGUUCAAGACAGACCGACCAGUCUCACCUGUACCUAGCUGUGUCUCCAUGAAGAGUGACAAGUCGAAGGGACUACAUAUUCUCUUCAGGGAUGGAGAAGUAUCUACUGGGCAAAGGUGAACUGAGACAUAACAUAUGGUGUUUGAUUAUGGCAUUUCCUUUUAUUUACUGUGACGAGUACUGAGUAUACGAAGAAGCAGGACGCAUACGCAGGAAUUAACAAGGUCAAGGUUUACUAAACAAUGAUCAAGAGAAAUAACAACGAUAGAGUAAACUACACAAAGCUAAACAAUCAAAAACAACAUAAUCCAGAACAGUCCAGGGCUAAAUAGGGGUGGUGACGAGAUGAUGAGGUGCAGGUGCGCUGGAGGUGAUUAGGGUGCGUUGGGUUUCCAUUCCGGUGUUGCCGAGGUGGUGCGCUCAGACCGGUGGCUCAGUAGACCGCCGAAUCAGAGCGCCGGAGGGGAGCAACGGGAGGAGAUGUGAUAAUUUACCAUCUUAUGUAUAUAUACAUAAAUACAUAUACAUAUACAUAUACAAAUACAUAUUUAUAGAUAAAGACUGAUGUUAUUGCGCUCUGUGCUCAUUUUUACCCAGCAGUAUCUCUGAGAAGAAUGACCAGUCAAUGGAUUGCCAACCCAGAGUCCUUACUGAUGACAAAGUGUGAGUGAUCGCAGUUUGCACUGCAUCCUACCUAUUUUCUAUUAGUUUAAUUCACUAGCCAUGUGUCUGAUGACAUCUAGUUCCUUUACUCUGUGAAGUUCCAGAUAAUAGCCACCAAUUCAUCAUUCAGGAUGUCUAAUUUAGCUUGUUAAAGGAUUUGAAUUGUCUAAAGGACACCGUCAUUGACUGACAUUAUACUAGAAAUGUAAAUAAAGUAGUAUGAUGACUAUAAUAGUUAGACUGUACCCAAGGUUUAGUGUAACUAUCAGGAGAUACAGAGAGCAUUGUCUCCCAGGAAAAGCACCACAUGCUGUGGCUUAAUCUUCACUUAGCCUAGCUAACUCUAGGAUGUCAAACUGUUGGACUGUUUCAUCAUUGAUCACAUCCAGGUUAGAGUUUAUAUUUGUGUAAUUCAAUUCAACAAGGAACAUCUUUCUUUUCCACAUAUAGGUACCAAACUGUUUCCACUAAGACCGAAGUCCAGGAUAAAAUGAAAUCCUACUUGAAGAAUAGGGCAUAUUCUUUAUUUGAGGGCAUUGAAGAUCAAGGAACAACAACACCUCUUAACAACAUCUACACAGAGCUCUGCAUCAUACAAGGUGAAAGUGGAGAGGUCAAUUAUGAACAUGAGGUGAGACAGAUUGAGACAGCAUGCAGAUUUCCAAUAGAACAAGAUACAUCAAUCCAUCUCAAUGACAUCUUCAAACCCUUACCUGGACAAGACAAGCCUAUCAGAACAGUGCUGACAAAGGGAGUUGCUGGCAUCGGAAAAACAGUGUCUGUGCUGAAGUUCAUGUUGGACUGGGCUGAAGGAAAAGCAAACCAAGACAUCCAGAUCAUCUUUCCACUUCCUUUUCGGGAUCUGAACUUGAUGAGAGAUAAAAAUCAAAGUCUGAUAGAACUAAUUCAUCACACCUGUUUAGAAACAAAAGAAUCAGAAAUCUCAGAAAACGAAAAUGUUGUGUUUGUUUUUGAUGGUCUGGAUGAAUGUCGCCUUCCUCUGGACUUCCAGAAUAAUAAGAUCUGCUGUGAUGUCACAGAGUCAACUUCAGUGGAUGUUCUGCUGACAAACCUCAUCAAAGGGAAUCUGCUUCCCUCUGCUAAUAUCUGGAUAACCACCCGACCUGCAGCAGCCAAUCAGAUCCCUCUUGGGUGUGUUGACCAGGUGACAGAGGUACGAGGGUUCAAUGACCUACAGAAGGAGGAAUACUUCAGGAAGAGAAUUGCUGAGGAGGUCCUGGCCAGCAGAAUCAUCUCACACAUAAAGACAUCAAGGAGCCUCCACAUCAUGUGCCACAUUCCAGUCUUCUGUUGGAUUUCAGCCACUGUCCUAGAGAGACUAUUGGUUGAAGCAGAGAGUGAAGAGAUCCCCAAGAAUCUGACUCAAAUGUACGCUCACCUCGUGAUCUUCCAGUCAAAACUGAGGAGUCAGAACUAUCCUGUAGAGCAUGCCAACGAUUCUCAUUGGGAUAAAGUGAUGAUUCUGGCACUGGGAAAACUAGCUUUUCAACAGCUAGAAAAAGGCCAUCUGAUAUUCUAUGAGGAAGACCUGAUAGAGUGUGGCAUUGAUAUCAAGGACGCGUCAGUGUACUCUGGAGUGUGCACUCAGAUCUUCAGAGAAGAGUCUGGGCUUAACCAGAUAAAGGUGUACUGCUUUGUACAUCUGAGUAUCCAGGAGUUUCUUGCUGCACUAUAUGUGUUCCUCAUGUUCACUAACGACAACAACAAUCUGAUGGCUAAAGAGAAAUCCCUCCGCAACAAAAACAGGCUAUAUCAAGAUGCAGUGGACAAGGCCUUGCAGUGUGGAAAUGGCCAUCUGGACCUUUUCCUCCGCUUCCUUCUAGGCAUUUCACAUGAGUCCAAUCAGCAUCUCCUACAAGGCCUACUGACACCAACAAGAAGCAGAUCACAGAGCAACAAGAAAACAGUCAGGUACAUCAAGGAGAAGAUCAGAAAGAAUCUCCCUCUGGAGAGGUGCAUCAAUCUGUUCCACUGUCUGAAUGAACUGAAUGAUCAUUCUCUAGUGGAGGAAAUCCAAAGCUACCUGAGCUCAGGAAGUCUCUCAAAAUCUAAACUCUCAUUUCGACAGUGGUCAGCUCUGGUCUUCAUGUUGCUGACCUCAGAGAAGCUGGAUGUGUUUGAUCUGAAGAAAUACAUCAGAUCAGAUGCGGCUCUUCUCAAACUUCUCCCAGUUGUCAGAUCCUCUAGAACAGCCCUGUAAGUGCUUAGUCAAAUAAAAUUCCAGACAGCAUGCUAUUGUAGCAUAAUAAUGAACAUCAGAUUGAAUUACUAGUUAGGCUGACAACUCAAUCCCUAACGGGAGAUUUUUUGUUGGCACCUGGAUAUCUUGAGAUGCACCUUUUUUUUCACAGGCUGAACGAAUGUAAACUCACCAAGAAAAGCUGUGAGGCACUGGCUUCUGUUCUCAAGUCAAAUUCAUGCUGCCUGAGACUGCUGGACAUGAGUGGCAAUAAACUUCAGGAUUCAGGAGUGAAGCUGCUCUCUGCUGGACUGGGGUAUCCACACUGUAAACUGGAGAAAUUGAAGUGAGUGACUUUGACUGUCUCCACUGGAAAGUGGAUGUUGUAAAUAUAAAGAUGGAACUUCUUCAUGUUGUAAAUGUAGUUAUAGAUUUGAGUGGAUUACUUAGCUGGAUCAUCUCUUCCCAGGUUGAAUGAUUGCAACCUUACUGAGAAAUGAUUUGAGGUGCUGGCUUCAACUCUCUGGGUUCAACACCUCAAGUUUGAGAGAGCUAGACCUGGGAGGAAAUACUAGGGAAACUGAGAUGUGUGACUGUCAGAUGUUGUUAUUAUGAAGAUGUAAAUUAUGUUAUGUCUAUAGCAUCAUUAGCUAGGUUUCCAUCCAAUUGGCAACUGAUCUUCAUGUGAAUAUUCUAUAAUCAGCAUAACUAAAAUAUGCGCUUUUACCCACCAGAGAUAUUUCCACCAAAUUCACUUGUUGCAGAUAAAAGGCUGUGCGUGAUGGUUUCCAUGGCAUUUUCAACUCUACUGAUGGUUUUGUCACUACAAAUGUUGCUUUAUAUAGUGAAUGUAGCCACUCUGGUAUUGGCACUUGCGCUCUAGCCAGCAGCUGGCAGAUACAGUGCAGGAUAUAACCUACAUGAUGAGAUUAUUAUGGACAAAAGAGGCACAGCAGCUAAGCAUAGAUCAUCAUGUCACCAGAAUAAGACCCUCGAUAUUUAUUGGAAAGGAGCAUCAAGCUCAUCACCUUGUGAAGUUCAUAACUUAUUUCAUCUGUAGCCUAAUAAACUGCAUGCUUUCCCGAGUCGUAGUGGGAGGACCACACAAAAUGUGACUCCAAAUGUACUUCGAUAUGAUCGUUAUUAUAUCAAUAUUUGCUCGUAAAAGCGUUUCCACCGCCAUUUCUCGCAUAAUACAUUUUACAGACACAAAAAGAUCCCACCUUGUCUAGCGUAUUUUGUUUAGUUGACAUUUGGAAAGGUAACCGACAAAGUUGCUGUUUCCAUCAGGCGGGUCGUGACAUCUUUUCAUCCACAUGUAGUUUACUCGCAUAUAAAGGUUGGAUGGAAACCUGGUUAAUGUAGUUAUAGAUUUGUGUGGAUUACUUACUCCUCUCUCUCCAGAUUGAAAUAUUGAAACCUAACUGAGAAAUCCUAUGAGGUGCUGGCUUCAACCCUCAGCUUAAACACAUCAAGUUUGAGAAAGCUAGACUUGGAGGAAAUUAACUCCAGGAUUCUGUAGUGAGAUUCAUCUGUGCUGGACUUGAGAAUCCACAAUGUAAAUUGGAGACACUGAGGUAAAACUAUCCCUCAUCAAAUCAAAUGAAGUUGUAUUCGUUGCAUACACAUAUUUAGCAGAUGUUAUUGCGGGUGUAGCGACAUUCUUGUGUCCCUAGCUCCAACUUAGUUCAGUUUAUUAAUUCAACCAUUAAAAAAAAUAAAAGCACACAUAACACUUGAAAAAGCCAUACAUGCACACGAGUAAAAUCAUCGAGGAUAACACACAGUAAAGACUGGGACUUAUUUCCAUUGUGGUCCUCUUACAGUGCAGUAAUAUCUAACAAUUCACAACAAUAAACACAAAUCUAAAAGUAAAAGAAUGGAAUUAAGAAAUAUUUAAAUAUUAGGACAAGCAAUGUCGGAGUCCGGAGUAUAAAUAAUAUAUAUGCAUAUACUGUAUGUGUAUAUGUCACAGGAGGUUGGUUGCACCUUAAUUGAGGAGGAUGGGCUCGUGGUAAUGGCUGGGGCGCAAUUAGUGGAAUGGUAUCAAAUACAUCAAACACAUGGUUUCCAUGGUUUCCAUAUGUUUGAUGCCAUUCUAUUUGUUCCGUUCCAGACAUUAUUAUGAGCCGUCAGCAGCCUCCACUGGUAUAUGUGAUGGGAUUAUAGACAUCAUGGACAGUAUGUGGAUAGAAUAUUUAACAUAUCUGUAGAAUACGUAGGAUAGAAUAGUAUAUAUACAGCAAUAGUUGAAUAGGAUGGCAUUGACUAGAAUACAGUAUAUACAUAUGAAAUUAGUAAAACAGUAUGUAAACAUUAAAGUGACCAGUGUUCCAUUAUUAAAGUGGCCAAUGAUUCCAUGUCUAUGUACAUAGGGCAGCAGCCUUUAAGCUGCAGGAUUGAGUAACCAGGUGGUAGCCAACUAGUGACAGUGACUAAGUUCAGGGCAGUGUACUGGCUGGAGUCCGGCUAGUGAUGGCUAUUUAACAGUCUGAUGGCCUUGAGAUAGAUGCUGUUUUUCAGUCUCUCGGUCCCAGCUUUGAUGCACCUGUACUGACCUCGUCUUCUGGAUGAUAGCGGGGUGAACAGGCCGUGGCUCAAGUGGUUGAUGUCCUUGAUGAAUACUUUUGUCCUUCUUGUGACAUCGGGUGCUGUAGGUGUCCUGGAGGGCAGGCAGUGGGCCCCCGGUGAUGCGUUGGGCAGACCGCACCACCCUCUGGAGAGCCCUGCGGUUGCGGGCAGUGCAGUUGCCAUACCAGGCAGUGAUACAGCCCGACAGGAUGCUCUCAAUUGUGCAUCUGUAAAAGUUUGCGAGGGGCCCACUGCGGCCCUGUCGAUGUGGAUGUGGGCGUGCUCCCUCCACGAUCAGCUCCUUCGUUUUGUUGAUGUUGAGUGAGAGGUUAUAUUCCUGGCACCACUCCGCCAGGGCCCUCACCUCCUCCCUGUAGGCUGUCUCAUCAUUGUUGGUAAUCAGGCCUACUACUGUUGUGUCGUCUGCAAACUUGAUGAUUGAGUUGGAGGCGUGCGUGGCCACGCAGUCAUAGGUGAACAGGAAGUACAGGAGGUGGCUGAGCACGCACCCUUGUGGGGCCCCUGUGUUGAGGAUCAGCGUAGUGGAGGUGUUGUUUUCUACCUUCACCACCUGGUGGCGGCCCGUCAGGAAGUCCAGGACCCAGUUGCACAGGGCGGGGUUCAGACCCAGGGCCUCGGGCUUAAUGAUGAGCAUGGAGAGUACUAUGGUGUCAAUGAGUUUUACUUAGUUUCACUUGGGCCCGGGAUUUCAUCCAAGGCAGUGCACUGGACAGCCGACAAUGUGACUUUUAAAGGUUUAUUUAUGCUUGAGUGGACAUGUUCUACAUUUACAGUGAAUGGGAUCUCCACAAACUUUGGGAAAAUGUCAGCAUUGUCGACUGUCCAGUGCGCUGCUCUGUAACGCGCCUUGGAUUGAAUUCCUCAUGUCACUAUUUCAAUUUUUUAUCUUUAACUCUGCAUUGUUGGAAAAGGACCCGUAAGUAAGGAUUUUCACUUUUAGUCUACACCUGUUGUUUACGAAGCAUGUGACAAAUACAAUUUUAUUUGAUCCUGGCCUUGGUCUCUGAUGUAGCAUAAUUGAAGACAAUUUGUAUCAUUGUCUUUAGAGUAUGUACUAUUAUCACAUUAAAUUAUGAAUCGGGGCACCAGUUCGUUAUUAUUGAUCAGUUUAGUUGUGUUCAUUUCGAUUCAAUAAAAGGUUCAACAUAUGACAUUAAAAUGACACAUCACUACAGAUGCAAAAUGUAAAUUUUCUGGAAUAUUUUACAUUGUGUAACUUCUCUCCCUCACUUUCCACAGGCUGGCAGGCUGCAACAUCACAGAGGAAGGCUGUACUUCUCUUGCUUCAGCUCUGAGGUCAAACCCCUCCCACCUGAAGGAGCUGGACCUGAGAGGAAAUACUCCAGGAGACUCUGGAGUGAAGCUGCUCUCUUCUGUACGAGAGGAUCCCCUCUAUACACUGGAGACACUGCGGUGAGUUUUACUGAUCAGUUUCAUGAGCACACUGAUAUAGUGAUCAAUAAGCCAUUGUAGACAUCCAGACACCCGGGUCAUAUUCAUUAGUGCAAACUGUAGCGAAACGUUUUGCAACACAUGCUAGUUUCUUAUUGGACAUGUUCAGGUAGUCCCUGCCCGUUUUGUUCCGUGUUCUUCUCUUUGAUGCCUAGUGAAUACGACCCCUAUAUGUCUAUGCUGCUGUAUGAGGAGUUAGAUCCACUUCCCUUCUUUCUUUCCCAGGUUAAAUGACUGAAAGCUCACUGAGAUUCAGUGAAGGAAUGGCCUCAGCUCCAAGUCCUUGGUUGUGGGAGUGCGCUGCUUCGAAUCGAUGAUGAUAGCUCCUUGAAUCUCUCAAUAAAUCAGAGAGCCCUGGCGAAGUGGUGCCAGGAAAAUAACCUCUCCCUCAACAAACGCAUCACCGGGGGCACACUGCCUGCCCUCCAGGACAUCUACAGCACCCGGUGUCACAGGAAAGCCAAGAAGAUCAUCAAGGAUGUCAGCCACCCGAUCCCCGGCCUGUUCACCUCGCCACCAUCUAGAAGGUCGGAGACAGUACAGGUGCAUCAGACUGUUAAAUAGGGGGGAGGGGCGGGUGGUUGGACGGGUGUGGUUGGAGAAAUGGGGAUUGAGGCACACUUUUUUGUUUUCUUGUUUAAAUAUUGUACCUGUAGAAAUUCAGAAUGUGUUCAUUCAGUUUGAUUAAUUGUACUUAAUCUCCAUUACACUACAAUACAGGGACUGACUGUUACGAUGAAUUGUCAAUCAGUCAGUAAGGUGGCGCUAUAGGAAAUGUAAAUAGAUGUAAAUGUGGUUUGAUGUUCCUUGAUGUAUUCUGUUGUGUGUUAUUGUAGUGUGUGUUCUGUUAGCUUAGUAAAAAGCCCUCCUUUUAUGACAUCAUGCUAAAUGUAUAUCCAUCAUGUCUUUACAUAUUGACUGUAGUUCAGUGUGUCUACUAGUGUCACUACAGUUAAGCUUCUUAAUCUUGUCUUCCUAGUAACUCUACAUCUUCCUAUACUAUCUUUACUCUAGUGUAUUAGAGGUCUCUGGAUUGUCUUGUACACUGAUGUUUUUAUUGUAGCACCUUGAGCUUUAAAACAUGUAGCAUUUCUUACAUUCUAUGUAACCCUGUAUGUUAAUCUAUGGAAACUGUAUUUCAUAUUCCUUAAAUAUAUGCAGUAAAGCUGUUAUUCCUAUUGACGUGUGACUGUGUCCAUCUGUUAUUAAUUGAAUGACUUGGUUUCCACAGCUAUGAAUGUUCAUACUCACAGUAAUGAAUAGGUCUACCUGAGUAUAAUCAAGGCCUUUACAGUGUUCUCUGCUGGUCCAACUAAAAUGUAUUUCACAAAAACAUUUCACUACUGCACCAUAUUUUAAUAGUUUCAAAAUGCUACAUCAAGCAGCUAGUUCAGGUGGCUAUUGCUACCCAAAUCUAAACCUUUAUUAUACAAAGUCACCAAACAAUGAAGUAGAUCUGAAAACAGGCAGGAUGUUUUACUAUUAAAUACAUUUUAUUACACAAGCAGACAAUGACAGUCUGGCCUUUUCACAGAAAGACAACUCAGAACAUCUCAUUGUGGGUCUUCUGGUUGGUCAGUAAAGCAGAGAGCCAUGCAGUCUCAGCAGCUCCUUACUGCUGUGUGUGUGUGUAUGUCUAAAGACCGAUAUAUUGGACAGAUAGAUACUUCCUUCCCUCCCAUAUUUUCUCCUCUCUCCUUAGCCCCAGUUGUGUUGGUCUUCUUCUGUGGUGGUCAGUAUGUCAGUAACCAGGCCGGUGCCAAUAGUUUUGUUGCCAUCUCUGAGAGUGAACCGUUGACCUUUCUCCAGAAUCAUAGGCUGGCGCAGCGUAAGGGUCAGGGAUGUGUCUUCACCUGGCAUCACCAUGUCCUGUUAGAGGAGAAGAGGAUCAGUCUUUCCUCACAGAGGGUAAAACACAGCCCUGGACAAUGGGGCACACUACAUUAUAAUACACAAAUCACAUUAGUGAAAAAGAUUGACCAUUUCAAAAGGUGACAGAUAGUCACGUACCUUGUCUCCUGCCAGGUGGACCCUGCAGGCCAUGUCCCAGGUGAGAGAGAACAUGACUGGCAUAAAGUUACUGACAAAGGGCUUGUGUCUGCCACCCUCCUCCUUGCUCAGGACAUAGACCUGGGAUGAAGAGAUGUUUUUAUGACAGAUUUUACAUUCAUUCCAUUGAAAUUCAAUUAAAGAACAUAUCAUAUCCUAACUUUGGACUACAAGAAUACACACACACACACACACACACAUAUAUAUAUAUAUUUUAUAUACCACAAAUAAUAUACCAUAACUGUAGACAGGCAUGGGCCACAAAUACUAUCCCAUAACUGUAGAUAGACAUGCAUUUAAUUUGACCAACUUAAUAUAGUCAAAUGUAAUACGCUGAAUAAAAUAACAAUUAUUUCAGAAAACGAUUUACUGGGACUACAACACUAUGGUACACUAGACCUACAGUGGGGGGAAAAAAGUAUUUAGUCAGCCACCAAUUGUGCAAGUUCUCCCACUUAAAAAGAUGAGAGAGGCCUGUAAUUUUCAUCAUAGGUACACGUCAACUAUGACAGACAAAAUUAGAAAAAAAUAUCCAGAAAAUCACAUUGUAGGAUUUUUUAUGAAUUUAUUUGCAAAUUAUGGUGGAAAAUAAGUAUUUGGUCAAUAACAAAAGUUUCUCAAUACUUUGUUAUAUACCCUUUGUUGGCAAUGACACAGGUCAAACGUUUUCUGUAAGUCUUCACAAGGUUUUCACACACUGUUGCUGGUAUUUUGGCCCAUUCCUCCAUGCAGAUCUCCUCUAGAGCAGUGAUGUUUUGGGGCUAUCGCUGGGCAACACAGACUUUCAACUCCCUCCAAAGAUGUUCUAUGGGGUUGUGAUCUGGAGACUGGCUAGGCCACUCCAGGACCUUGAAAUGCUUCUUACGAAGCCACUCCUUCGUUGCCCGGGCAGUGUGUUUGGGAUCAUUGUCAUGCUGAAAGUCCCAGCCACGUUUCAUCUUCAAUGCCCUUGCUGAUGGAAGGAGGUUUUCACUCAAAAUCUCACGAUACAUGGCCCCAUUCAUUCUUUCCUUUACACGGAUCUGUCGUCCUGGUCCCUUUGCAGAAAAACAGCCCCAAAGCAUGAUGUUUCCACCCCCAUGCUUCACAGUAGGUAUGGUGUUUACAUUUACAUUUUAGUCAUUUAGCAGACGCUCUUAUCCAGAGCGACAUACAUGAGCAAUUAGGGUUAAGUGCCUUGCUUAAGGGCACAUCGACAGAUUUUUCACCUAGUCGGCUCGGGGAUUAGAACCAGCGACCUUUCGGUUACUGGCACAACGCUCUUACCCACUAAGCUACCUGCCGCCCUAUUAAUUCUUUCCUUUACACGGAUCAGUCGUCCUGGUCCCUUUGCAGAAAAACAGCCCCAAAGCAUGAUGUUUCCACCCCCAUGCUUCACAGUAGGUAUGGUGUUCUUUGGAUGCAACUCAUAAUUCUUUGUCCUCCAAACACGACGAGUUGAGUUUUUACCAAAAAGUUAUAUUUUGGUUUCAUCUGACCAUAUGACAUUCUCCCAAUCCUCUUCUGGAUCAUCCAAAUGCACUCUAGCAAACUUCAGACGGGCCUGGACAUGUACUGGCUUAAGCAGGGGGACACGUCUGGCACUGCAGGAUUUGAGUCCCUGGCGGCGUAGUGUGUUACUGAUGGUAGGCUUUGUUACUUUGGUCCCAGCUCUCUGCAGGUCAUUCACUAGGUCCCCCCGUGUGGUUCUGGGAUUUUUGUUCACCGUUCUUGUGAUCAUUUUGACCCCACAGGGUGAGAUCUUGCGUGGAGCCCCAGAUCGAGGGAGAUUAUCAGUGGUCUUAUAUGUCUUCCAUUUCCUAAUAAUUGCUCCCACAGUUGAUUUCUUCAAACCAAGCUGCUUACCUAUUGCAGAUUCAGUCUUCCCAGCCUGGUGCAGGUCUACAAUUUUGUUUCUGAAGUCCUUUGACAGCUCUUUGGUCUUGGCCAUAGUGGAGUUUGGAGUGUGACUGUUUGAGGUUGUGGACAGGUGUCUUUUAUACUGAUAAGUUCAAACAAGUGCCAUUAAUACAGGUAACGAGUGGAGGACAGAGGAGCCUCUUAAAGAAGAAGUUACAGGUCUGUGAGAGCCAGAAAUCUUGCUUGUUUGUAGGUGACCAAAUACUUAUUUUCCACCAUAAUUUGCAAAUAAAUUAAUUUAAAAUCCUACUAUGUGAUUUUCUGGAUUUUUUUCUCUCAAUUUGUCUGUCAUAGUUGACGUGUACCUAUGAUGAAAAUGACAGGCCUCUCUCAUCUUUUUAAGUGGGAGAACUUGCACAAUUGGUGGCUGACUAAAUACUUUUCCCCCCCACUGUAUAUACUGGAGUACUACGGUACACUAGACCUAUAUACUGCAGUACUAGACUACAACACUAUGGUACACUAGACCUAUAUACUGGGAGUACUAGACUACAACACUAUGGUAUACUAGACCUAUAUACACUGCAGUACUAGACUACAACACUAUGGUACACUAGACCUAUAUACUGGGAGUACUAGACUACAACACUAUGGUAUACUAGACCUAUAUACUGCAGUACUAGACUACAACACUAUGGUAUACUAGACCUAUAUACUGCAGUACUAGACUACAACACUAUGGUACACUAGACCUAUAUACUGGGAGUACUAGACUACAACACUACGGUAUACUAGACCUAUAUACUACAGUACUAGACUACAACACUACGGUACACUAGACCUAUAUACUGGAGUACUAGACUACAACACUAUGGUACACUAGACCUAUAUACUGCAAUACUAGACUACAACACUAUGGUACACUAGACCUAUAUACUGGGAGUACUAGACUACAACACUAUGGUACACUAGACCUAUAUACUGCAGUACUAGACUACAACACUAUGGUACACUAGACCUAUAUACUGGGAGUACUAGACUACAACACUACGGUACACUAGACCUAUAUACUGGGAGUACUAGACUACAACACUACGGUAUACUAGACCUAUAUACUACAGUACUAGACUACAACACUACGGUACACUAGACCUAUAUACUGGAGUACUAGACUACAACACUAUGGUACACUAGACCUAUAUACUGCAGUACUAGACUACAACACUAUGGUACACUAGACCUAUAUACUGCAGUACUAGACUACAACACUAUGGUACACUAGACCUAUAUACUGGGAGUACUAGACUACAACACUAUGGUACACUAGACCUAUAUACUGCAGUACUAGACUACAACACUAUGGUACACUAGACCUAUAUACUGGGAGUACUAGACUACAACACUAUGGUAUACUAGACCUAUAUACUGGGAGUACUAGACUACAACACUACGGUACACUAGACCUAUAUAGUAGAGUACUAGACUACAACACUACGGUACACUAGACCUAUAUAGUAGAGUACUAGACUACAACACUAUGGUACACUAGACCUAUAUACUGGGAGUACUAGACUACAACACUACGGUAUACUAGACCUAUAUACUACAGUACUAGACUACAACACUACGGUACACUAGACCUAUAUACUGGAGUACUAGACUACAACACUAUGGUACACUAGACCUAUAUACUGCAGUACUAGACUACAACACUAUGGUACACUAGACCUAUAUACUGCAAUACUAGACUACAACACUAUGGUACACUAGACCUAUAUACUGGGAGUACUAGACUACAACACUAUGGUACACUAGACCUAUAUACUGCAGUACUAGACUACAACACUAUGGUACACUAGACCUAUAUACUGGGAGUACUAGACUACAACACUACGGUACACUAGACCUAUAUACUGGGAGUACUAGACUACAACACUACGGUAUACUAGACCUAUAUACUACAGUACUAGACUACAACACUACGGUACACUAGACCUAUAUACUGGAGUACUAGACUACAACACUAUGGUACACUAGACCUAUAUACUGCAGUACUAGACUACAACACUAUGGUACACUAGACCUAUAUACUGCAGUACUAGACUACAACACUAUGGUACACUAGACCUAUAUACUGGGAGUACUAGACUACAACACUAUGGUACACUAGACCUAUAUACUGCAGUACUAGACUACAACACUAUGGUACACUAGACCUAUAUACUGGGAGUACUAGACUACAACACUAUGGUAUACUAGACCUAUAUACUGGGAGUACUAGACUACAACACUAUGGUACACUAGACCUAUAUAGUAGAGUACUAGACUACAACACUACGGUACACUAGACCUAUAUAGUAGAGUACUAGACUACAACACUAUGGUACACUAGACCUAUAUACUGGAGUACUAGACUACAACACUAUGGUAUACUAGACCUAUAUACUGCAGUACUAGACUACAACUCUAUGGUACACUAGACCUAUAUACUGCAGUACUAGACUACAACACUAUGGUACACUAGACCUAUAUACUGGGAGUACUAGACUACAACACUAUGGUACACUAGACCUAUAUACUGCAGUACUAGACUACAACACUAUGGUACACUAGACCUAUAUACUGGGAGUACUAGACUACAACACUAUGGUAUACUAGACCUAUAUACUGGGAGUACUAGACUACAACACUAUGGUACACUAGACCUAUAUACUGGAGUACUAGACUACAACACUAUGGUAUACUAGACCUAUAUACUGCAGUACUAGACUACAACUCUAUGGUACACUAGACCUAUAUACUGCAGUACUAGACUACAACACUAUGGUACACUAGACCUAUAUACUGGGAGUACUAGACUACAACACUAUGGUACACUAGACCUAUAUAGUAGAGUACUAGACUACAACACUAUGGUAUACUAGACCUAUAUACUGCAGUACUAGACUACAACACUAUGGUACACUAGACCUAUAUACUGCAGUACUAGACUACAACACUAUGGUACACUAGACCUAUAUACUGCAGUACUAGAUUACAACACUAUGGUACACUAGACCUAUAUACUGCAGUACUAGAUUACAACACUAUGGUACACUAGACCUAUAUACUGCAGUACUAGACUACAACACUAUGGUAUACUAGACCUAUAUACUGCAGUACUAGACUACAACACUAUGGUACACUAGACCUAUAUACUGCAGUACUAGACUACAACUCUAUGGUACACUAGACCUAUAUACUGCAGUACUAGACUACAACACUAUGGUACACUAGACCUAUAUACUGGGAGUACUAGACUACAACACUAUGGUACACUAGACCUAUAUAGUAGAGUACUAGACUACAACACUAUGGUAUACUAGACCUAUAUACUGCAGUACUAGACUACAACACUAUGGUACACUAGACCUAUAUACUGCAGUACUAGACUACAACACUAUGGUACACUAGACCUAUAUACUGCAGUACUAGAUUACAACACUAUGGUACACUAGACCUAUAUACUGGGAGUACUAGACUACAACACUAUGGUACACUAGACCUAUAUACUGCAGUACUAGACUACAACACUAUGGUACACUAGACCUAUAUACUGGGAGUACUAGACUACAACACUACGGUACACUAGACCUAUAUACUGGGAGUACUAGACUACAACACUACGGUAUACUAGACCUAUAUACUACAGUACUAGACUACAACACUACGGUACACUAGACCUAUAUACUGGAGUACUAGACUACAACACUAUGGUACACUAGACCUAUAUACUGCAGUACUAGACUACAACACUAUGGUACACUAGACCUAUAUACUGCAGUACUAGACUACAACACUAUGGUACACUAGACCUAUAUACUGGGAGUACUAGACUACAACACUAUGGUACACUAGACCUAUAUACUGCAGUACUAGACUACAACACUAUGGUACACUAGACCUAUAUACUGGGAGUACUAGACUACAACACUAUGGUACACUAGACCUAUAUACUGCAGUACUAGACUACAACUCUAUGGUACACUAGACCUAUAUACUGCAGUACUAGACUACAACACUAUGGUACACUAGACCUAUAUACUGGGAGUACUAGACUACAACACUACGGUACACUAGACCUAUAUACUGGGAGUACUAGACUACAACACUACGGUAUACUAGACCUAUAUACUACAGUACUAGACUACAACACUACGGUACACUAGACCUAUAUACUGGAGUACUAGACUACAACACUAUGGUACACUAGACCUAUAUACUGCAGUACUAGACUACAACACUAUGGUACACUAGACCUAUAUACUGCAGUACUAGACUACAACACUAUGGUACACUAGACCUAUAUACUGGGAGUACUAGACUACAACACUAUGGUACACUAGACCUAUAUACUGCAGUACUAGACUACAACACUAUGGUACACUAGACCUAUAUACUGGGAGUACUAGACUACAACACUAUGGUAUACUAGACCUAUAUACUGGGAGUACUAGACUACAACACUAUGGUAUACUAGACCUAUAUACUGCAGUACUAGACUACAACACUAUGGUACACUAGACCUAUAUACUGCAGUACUAGACUACAACACUAUGGUACACUAGACCUAUAUACUGCAGUACUAGAUUACAACACUAUGGUACACUAGACCUAUAUACUGCAGUACUAGAUUACAACACUAUGGUACACUAGACCUAUAUACUGCAGUACUAGACUAUAACACUAUGGUAUACUAGACCUAUAUACUGCAGUACUAGACUACAACACUAUGGUACACUAGACCUAUAUACUGCAGUACUAGACUACAACACUACGGUAUACUAGACCUAUAUACUGGAGUACUAGACUACAACACUAUGGUACACUAGACCUAUGUAGUAGAGUACUAGACUACAACACUAUGGUACACUAGACCUAUAUAGUAGAGUACUAGACUACAACACUAUGGUACACUAGACCUAUGUAGUAGAGUACUAGACUACAACACUAUGGUACACUAGACCUAUAUACUGGGAGUACUACAGUACACUAGACCUAUAUACUGGAGUACUAGACUACAACACUACGUAUGCGGUACACCAACAGUUCACACUCCUCUAGAGCUGCUAGCUGAAGAUACAGACCUGGGCCUGGACUUUAUUUAUUACAUGAUACAGACCUGGACUUUAUUUAUUACAUGAUACAGACCUGGACUUUAUUUAUUACAUGAUACAGACCUGGACUUUAUUUAUUACAUGAUAUGAUACACAAACCUGGACUUUAUUUAUGAUAUGAUACAGACCUGGACUUUAUUUAUUACAUGAUACAGACCUGGACUUUAUUUAUUACAUGAUACAGACCUGGACUUUAUUUAUUACAUGAUACAGACCUGGACUUACUUUAUUACAUGAUAUGAUACACAAAACUGGACUUUAUUUAUGAUAUGAUACAGACCUGGGCCUGGACUUUCUGGUGAGGCUGGAUAGAGCCUGGUUUGCUCAUCACCAUCCCUCUCCUAAUGUCCUCCCUCUUCAGCCCUCGGACCAGAGCACCCAGGUUAUCUCCUGCCUCCGCUCUGUCCAGAGACUGGUGGAACAUCUCAAUGCCUGGGGAGGAGAGAGGGGGAGCGAGGGAAAGAAAGAGAUGGUGAAGGGAAGUUAAGUUAAGGGAGAACAAUUAGACUCAGAAUGGAGUUGUGUAUGGAGGUUUUAGGUGGAGUUGAGGGGUUACCAGAGGGCUAUUUUGGGUAACUCUGUCCAGUAGUCUUAUUAGUGGGUAAUUAGUGCUAGAAGAAGUGCAGUGGAGCUACUGUUGUAGUUUUAACUUGGUGUUAGGGGUAGUUCUGUCACUACACUGUACUAGGGGUUAGGGGUAGUACUGUCAGAACACUGUACUAGGGGUUAGGGGUAGUUCUGUCACUACACUGUACUAGGGGUUAGGGGUAGUUCUGUCAGAACACUGUACUAGGGGUUAGGGGUAGUUCUGUCAGAAACACUGUACUAGGGGUUAGGGGUAGUCUGUCAGAACACUGUACUAGGGGUUAGGGGUUAGUAUCUGCAGAACACUGUACUAGGGGUUAGGGGUAGUUCUGUCAGAACACUGUACUAGGGGUUAGGGGUAGUACUGUCACUAACACUGUACUAGGGGUUUAGGGGUAGUUCUGUCAGAACACUGUACUAGGGGUUAGGGGUAGUUCUGUCAGAACACUGUACUAGGGGUUAGGGGUAGUUCUGCCAGAACACUGUACUAGGGGUUAGGGGUAGUUCUGUCAGAACACUGUACUAGGGGUUAGGGGUAGUUCUGCCAGAACACUGUACUAGGGGUUAGGGGUAGUUCUGUCAGAAAACUGUACUAGGGGUUAGGGGUAGUUCUGUCAGAACACUGUACUAGGGGUUAGGGGUAGUUCUGUCAGAACACUGUACUAGGGGUUAGGGGUAGUUCUGUCAGAACACUGUACUAGGGGUUAGGGGUAGUUCUGUCAGAACACUGUACUAGGGGUUAGGGGUAGUUCUGUCAGAACACUGUACUAGGGGUUAGGGGUAGUUCUGUCAGAACACUGUACUAGGGGUUAGGGGUAGUUCUGUCCGUAUUCUGUGACAAUGAAUAAUAGCAAUUAUAGUGUUAAACUGGACUUACAGGAAUAAUUACAGUAAUAUGAACACAGUUUUACAGCAUCUGUUACCUAUGUGCUACAUCUUUAAAAUGUGAAGAAUGAAAGCUCUAUGAAUGAUAAAAAAUUGAAUUGUUUGAAAUGAAUUGAAAUCAACCUUUCUAUAGUGGUGUGCCUCCACAUUCACGUACCAGUGACCACAGACUUGAAGGCACGGUUGUGCCCCACAAACUCACAGUCGUCGCCCUUCUUAAUGACGCCCCUCUCCAAAGUGCCAGUCACCACCGUACCCCUGCCUGAAAGACAGAUGAAUGAAUACAUGUUUAAUAAAUAGUUUUGAUACCCAGAGGGAGACGUGGUUAGACACCAGCAGACAGAUCAGAACAGAGACAUGAUGGCUGACGGCUGAACUACAUCAUACGUGCAUCAAUAAAAUAAAAGGUGAAACAGAAAGGUACAAAGGAAACUGAUACAAGUGCUUCCAAAGAGUCACUCUUACUAAGUCACACAAAGACAGUGAGAGGAAAACUGCAUGUUAUAGAUACACUGUUUAUUCCUACACAGAUGUACAGAAAACAGGCAUGUUGUUCCAGUCACAAAACACAUGCUGCACAAACAUAGCAGACUGACUAAUGUCAAAGAUUAUUUUAUGAAGAAAGCUCAGUGGCUACGGAAACUGUUGUCAAACACUGGGAUGAGCCUAGCAAUGAGGCAGGGACAGUGGGAUCCUAUUGCAGCGUUUUAACAUCUAUUGUCAUGUUUUCACUAGGAAACACCAUCUGAAGAGCACAGUGCACGAGCUUGAAUUCAUCGCUGCACUGCUUCUGAAUGAUGUCAUGUUAAAUGGAUAACAAUGAGUCAGGUCGAUGACAUAUAGUAAGGAGAGGAAUCCACCUAGUGGCAACACAGCUUUUUAACUUAAUGAGAAAUCUAGUUUCUCUUUACAAUUUCAGCUACUUCUCAGUCACCUGGGAUAGAGUAGACUCCCUCGAUGGGCAGCAGGAAGGGUUUCUCCAGCUCUCUCUUGGGCAGAGGGACGUAUUCAUCCACGAUCUCUAGGAGCUUCAGCACUGCGUUCACCCCCAGGUCAGGCUGUUUGUUCUGGGGAGGGGAGGUUAGACGAGGUGAGACAACAGGUCAGGCUGUUUGUUCUGGGGAGGGGAGGUUAGACGAGGUGAGACAACAGGUAAGGUUUUACCGCUGCACAAAUUAUCAGAUUGAUUACAGCUGCACUGUCUGUCUGGAAGGGAUUCCGUUUGAGCUGAGGCGUUGCACAGAACAAAUUCAAAAGUGAUUGGAUCACCAAGCAAUCAGAAAAAAAGAAGCCACAGUGCUGCAUUUUUCAGAAGUAACACAAGCACUUAUCAUCUUUCAAGAGAGAAAGGCAUAUCUACCAGGACAAUAGGCUAUAUGAGCCAAAGGCAGAUAAAUAUAGAAAUGUCAAUGUGAGACUAUUAUAAAUAUAGUAGGCACCUAAUGUUUUUGCCAAGCCAUGGCGAUGAUAAAGAUUAGGGUACUGCAUCAGAUUCAAUACAGAGACCGUCUUGAUACAGUAACCUGAGCCUACACUUUAUUGAACCAUCUCGUAAUUUAGAUGAUAUGCUUUCACACAGAAUGGAGCAGGUCUGAUAAAAGAGCAGAGUUUAUUUAGCAGAGUUCAGACUCAUGUAAAGCUUUAUAUUUAGCCAUCACCUAUGCGUUGUUUCCUGUUGUCUACUGCCUGUCAUCAACUAAACAUUUUAGUCAUUUAUCAGAUGCUCUUAUCCAGAGCGACUUACAGUUAGUGAGUGCAUACAUUUAAAAAAAUAAUAAUAAUCAUACUGGCCCCCCGUGGGAAUCGAACCCACAACCCUGGCGUUGCAAGCGCCAUGCUCUACCAACUGAGCUACACGGGACUAAACCACUCCCAUAGUUCAUCAGAGGAUGCUGAUUAGUCCAAAGCAACAGUGAGAGAAAAGGCGUGGCUCAGGUCAUCACAGCCCUACCAGACUGAUAUCCCUGCAGCGUUUAAUGGAAGCUCGCGUUUAAUGGAAGCUCGCGGGAUCAGGCGGAUUUGCGAGUCUACCUAAAAGGACCACAUUGAAAUAAGUCAGUUGACUUUUUGGUUUUUAAAAUUGAUAUUUUUUUUGUAUGUCUGUAUAAUAGUACCAACAUGGCUGAAGCAACAGUAUGUAUUUUAAAAACGGUCAAAUAAAAUAAAAAUCGAUCAACCUUGCCAGCGAGCUGAUAGCCUAUCCGAAGUUGUGAGGUUAUUCGGCCACCGCCACAACCCUACCUCGUACCAUGCACUCACCUCCAGGGCACAGAGGGCCGAGCCGAUGACAACGGGCGUGUUCUCGCCGUCGUAGCCAAACUCUGUGAGCAGCUCUCUGAUCUCCAGCUCAACCAGCUCCAGCAUCUCCUUGUCCUCCACUGCAUCCGCUUUGUUCACAAACACCACCACGUGCUCCACGCCGAUCUGCCGGGCCAGCAGGAGGUGCUCCCUGGUCUGGGGCAUCUGUCCGUCCGUGGCCGCCACCACCAGGAUGCAGCCGUCCAGCUGAGCCGUGCC
Molecule: messenger RNA, 57613 nt
Organism: Coregonus sp. 'balchen'
Lineage: Eukaryota; Metazoa; Chordata; Actinopteri; Salmoniformes; Salmonidae
Source: the annotation of a GenBank genome assembly